ACGAGCAAGCGGGAAGAGAGCGGCCCCGGGGGCGCAUGCGCAUGCGCGCUUCUCCUCGACUCGGGAGGCUCGCUCGGGAGCGGGAGGGAGAAAAGAGGGCGGGGGGCGCUGAAAGGGGCGGAGCUUUAAGCCAACCCCCCCCCCCACUGUUGCCAUUACUAGCGCCCCCGACUCCCUUCAACUCCCCACAGCCAUGGAGGGGCCUGAGAAGGAGGAGGGCCAAGUUCCCGUGAGUAUGAGGGGGUGGGGGGCUUUAAUAUGGGGUGAGGGGAUUUAAUUGGGGGUGGGGGGUUUAAUUGGGGGUGAGGGGCUUUAAUUGAAGGCGUGGGGGCAUUAAUUGGGGGUGGGGCUUUAAUUGGAGGGGUGGGGAUUUAAUAUGGGGUGAGGGGAUUUAAUUGGGGGUGAGGGGCUUUAAUUGGGGGUGGGGGUUUAAUUGGAGGGGUGGGGGAUUUAAUAUGGGGUGAGGGGAUUUAAUUGGGGGUGGGGGCCUUAAUUGGAGGUGGGGGUGGUUUAAUUGGGGGUGGGGGAAUUUAAUUGGGGUGAGGGGAUUUAAUUGGAGGUGUGGGGGCUUUAAUUGGGGUGGGGGUUUUAAUUGGAGGGGUAGAGGCUUUAAUUGGGGGUGGGGGCUUUAAUUGGGGUGGCGGAAUUUAAUUGGGGGUGAGGGGCUUUAAUGUGGCUGGGGAAACCCAGCCAGAUUAAUAUAACAUUAUUAUUAUUAUUAUUAAUAUUACCAAUAUUAUUAUUAUUAUUAUUAUUAUUAUUAUUAUUAUGGAGGUGAGGGAGCUUUAAUGGGGGCUUUAAUUGGGGGUGGGGCUUUAAUUAGGGGGAGAGGGCUUUCAGUUGGGGGGCUUCUUUUAAGGGCAUUUCACUGCCCCCCUCCCUUUCAUAAUAAUGUGGGGGGAUUUUCGUGCUUGCAUGUGUAGAAAUGCAUCAGAAAGGAAAAUCCUAUCCCCCCAUAUUAAAACAAAAAGUUAUAAAUGAUGUGUCUGUGUCUGCGCACACUUUGAACUUGCAGACCCCCCCAAAUGUGUUUCCCAUGGUGCUAGUCCACAGUGUGGAGCAGGGAGUACCUUGUCCCGUCCCCCCCCCCCGUCCCCCGCAAAUCUCUACCUCUCUUGGUUUAUAUCAGAGCUUUCCGAACUUUUCAUGUCGGUGACACACUUUUUAGACAUGCAUCAUUUCGCGACACAGUAAUUCAGUUUUACUAGCAAACUGGAGGUUUAGCUAACUCCUUAUGAGAGCUUUCGCUUGACACAGCUAACCGUUGCAGCUGACACACUAAGGUGUCGCGACACACAGUUUGGAAAGCUCUGAUUUAUAAGGAUGGUAUGUUCUAUCUUGGGUUUAUAACCUUUUAUGCAAACUGUCUGAUACGUACAAUAAGUUGGCUGCUGUUUUUGUUGCUCAGGUUUGUGUCUUUAGAUAUGGCACAUUUCCUUCACCUGGCAUUCAGUGUAGGAGUUCUCAUUAAUACAGUGCAUUUGCAUGCCCUUGGUUAGAUUUGUUAAAAGUUAAGUUUGCUUUUAAUAAGUCUUUCCGCUGGUAACAUCCAGUCUUACCAAAAUUAUCUUAUAUCAGUGAUAAAUUAAUCUUGGGAUUUGUAUUUAAUCAUUAAGGGUAGGUUCAUCUUGUAGCUCUAUAGGAAUGUUGUUUUGCGUGGCGAGUUCCCGCCUCCCCCCAGUAGGAAUAAAGAGACAGGACACAAUUAUUUAAGGUUAAUGGGCUAAAAUUGGCCGCAACUUUAUUGGUUACAGAUAAGAGCGGUAUUGGCUUAGGCAUUGGUCCUAUCAGACUAUCCUUCUUCAGCCUGUUUGCUUGAAAACCGGGAAGGGUUAACACCAGCAGAGGGAGCCCUGCUGAUGAACAUCAACUAGGUACUCCCCCGGGUCACCGACCGGGGGCGCGCUUUAGGUCCUGGCCUCCAUAGGCUUCGGACGAGGCAACGCCCCCGGAAUCCUUUACCGGACUACCCUUCAACAUUUGGGGGAGGUGAUGGCGUUCCUCCCCCCCAAGACAUCUACAUAACAAUACCCCUACCAAUGCCUAACCACCAAAACCAAGGAGUUGUGAUGAUUUGCUACGAGGUAGGUGAAAAACCAAAUGGCCAGUGCCAAUUUGCCAAGUGGAAAAAAUUCCUACCAGGCCCCGUAACGGCGACCAACCAAAGUCCAUAGCAAGUUCAGAAGGGAAACCUUAAAGGGCGGGCAGGUGGGAAACCACAACAGCUGCGCGGACCAAAGAGGGAGAUCCCUGGGCCGCGAGGCCUGAGGAUUCCCCGGAUCGCGCGGGGCUGGAAACCAGCCUCCGUGCGCGUGUUGGGGGCGUGAGCCCGCAACCCCACCUCCUCCUGAUGUCGGAAGUGGCUUAACAGAACAGGGGCAGCCAAACUGAAGGCCCUGCUUAGAGUUGCUGCGGCAUGGGCUUCUGAUAUUUUAGGGACUUAAGGGAGAAUCUGUCCUGCGGAAUUUAGUGACCUACCAUAUAUGAAGGAUAAGUUGGUCUCUGAAGUAAUGUAGUCCUGAGCUGCAUAGGGCCUUAUAUCUUCUUGCCAAAAUCUCAUAAUUGGCCUCGCCGCAGGUUGGCGACAAUGCAAGGAGUUAAGCUGCCUUCAGGCAUCCUGGGUUUUGAUCUCUGCACCAACAGCAGCCCGUCGACCAUCUUCAAGGGUAGCCCCACAUACAGCCCAUUGCGGUAAUCCGAAUUAGCGUUGUUGCUUUCAUAAUUGAAGGAAAGACACUAGGAGUUUAGCAGGGGAUGUGGGAUUUGCAAGUAAACUGCUUACAGUGUGCCUGAGUGAAGUUUAUUUUAUUAUUUGCUAUAAUUGUUCUCCAGUGAAAAUUCCCAGGGCAUUUUAUAAUGGAGAGGAGAACAGAAAUGUAGGAAGGGAAUCACUUGCCCUUUUUCAAAAGCAAGGCACGCCAGCUGUGACCUUCUUUUGAGGUCUUGCUGAGCAGAUACUUUCCUUGCAAAUAAAUAUGUACUAUUUUUAUUUUGCCGUGAAUUUUCAGUCCUGCAUAUGGGCCUGUGUGUUUUCAAAAAAUAAUAUGAAAAUUAGUUUUAUUUUACACUGGCCACAUUCGGAAGUAACAGUUCUCCCUUCCUGCCCAGCAAACCAUGGAGCAGCUGGCUUAGAAUUAUACUUGUAGCUUUUCAGAAACAAACCACAUGUUGCUGGUUUGGGUGUAAUGCUAAGUUGGCCGCUCCUUGGUUUGUCCCUAUGCUAGGAGGAAGGAGGUGUGAAGUAUCAUCUGGAAUGGUGGUGAUGGUGUAAAGUUUUCAGAUCUGUUUGCCACUGCUUUGUGGAUGCCUGUGACUUUAAUUUCUGGAAGUCAAAAUAUGUAUUUGUCUAGGCUAGGAGGAUCCUCUAAACCAGGGUUUCCCAAACUUGGGUCUCCAGCUGUUUUUGAACUACAGUUCCCAUCAUCCCCUACCACUGCUCCUGCCAGCUGGGGAAUCAUGGGAGUUGUAGUCCAAAAACAGCUGGAGACCCAGCUUUGGGAAACCCUGUUCUAAACCAUGGAGAACCAUCGUGAACUAGUAUUAUGGAUGUGUGAGCUCUGUUGUGGCAUACAGUACUUUUUAUUUUUUUAUUUUUUUAAAUAAUAUUUAUUGAGAUUUAAAAGAUUACAAAAAGAAAAGAUAGAUAACAACAUGUUAAACAGAAAAACAAAGCAUCAUAUCACAAUAUCAAAAAGAGAAAAAAAAGAAAAAAGAAAAAGAAAUACAAAAAUAUAUACAACAAAUCUUCCCAUAAUUUAUCUUUCAUUUGCUUAUUUCUUUGACCUCCUCAUGCUUCCCCUUUUUGUAUUCUAGUUCAAUUAGCUAUUUCAGCAAGACCUUUCCAUCUUUUCCAGUUUUUAUCCUCUAUUUUAUCUUAAUAUAUUAUAGCUUUACUUUCCCUCCUUUCACCAUUUAACAAUCUAUUUUUUCUUAAACCUUUAUAGCAUUUCUGCUAUAAAGUACUUUUAGUGGCAUUCUAGUGGGAGGGUAGAGUGGAUGCAGCCUUUUGCCCCAUGUGUUUGUGGGGUAGCUGUGGAUGGUUGUCACCUAACUUACUCAUGCUUGAGCGAAAACAUUGCUUCUACAGGCAUCCUGGUUUGAGCAUGUUUGUUCUGAAGCAAGUCCCUACUGAAGUCCAAUUAGACAUGUUUAUGUUUGGGGUGUAAAUUAGUAUCUUCAGCUGUCGAUGUUCGCAGCCGUUCUUGAUUUUUUUUUAUUAAGCAUAACAUGUAAUUAUCAGAGCCUAAGAGAGGCUUGAUAUUCACUGCCAGUUUUCAAGCACAGAAAAUCAAUUCGGACUCUAGUGAACCUAGGGAUGAGUGAUACUUCAAAUUGAAAUAAUCCAAAUUCCCUUCUAUUUGUACCUGGAGUGGGUUACUUCCUACCUGUGAGCCAAAUCAAAACCCUUUAAAACUGCAUCUCUUGCAGUUAAUUCAUAGUUUUAAACAAUUAAAUAGUGUGAUUUAUAUUUGUUCCCAACCCGUCUCUACUCUCUAGGGUGUAUCAUUAGUUUUGUACUUCUGAGAGAGACUAGAAGGAGUUAGCUGUGGAGCAAGGCAGGGCUUCACAUGAAAUUAAACUCAGGAUGUGUCUGUCUUCCUUCCACUUGCCUCUGUCUAGAUUCUGUUGAAUAAGCAAGGUUGACCUGUGAGUGUUGCUGAAAUAGUAUGCAAGCUUUAAUGCUAUACAGAAGACUUCACCGGGCUGAAAGAACUUUUUUAUUCUCAGCUAAUAAACUUGUUGGCAAGACAGGCAGGAGCGAUGCCCACCAUUUUACCUGCUUGAAAUGAGAUUUUUGGAUUUUUUUCCUUUAAAAUAUAAAGCGCUAUAGAAAUGAAAUUAAUAAAGAUAAUGCCAAGGUGCUUAAACAUUCCAUUGUGCCAUUUGGCGAUUAGCUUAUAUAUCUGUUUCUAACACUGUGUCUGGUACAGUGGUGCCCCGCAAGACGAAUGCCUCGCAAGACGAAAAACCCGCUAGACGAAAGGGUUUUCCGUUUUUCGAUGCGCUUCGCAAGACGAAUUUCCCUAUGGGCUUGCUUCGCAAGACGAAAACGUCUUGCGAGUCUUGCGAUUUUUUUCGCUCCCCCCCUUUUUCUAAGCCACUAAGCCGCUAAUAGCCUUUUAGCUGCUAAGCCUUUAAUAGCCGCUAAACCACUAAUAGCGCUAAUCCGCUAAGCCGCUAAUAGGGUUGCUUCGUAAGACGAAAAAACCGCUAGACAAAGAGACUUGCGGAACGGAUUAUUUUUGUCUUGCGAGGCACCACUGUACAACCCUCCCUUCAACUUCUGUGUGGCAGACAACGCAAGUAUCGGAGUUCUGGGAAACCUGAAUAAUCCUGGCAUACUGCACAACUCCUUUGGUUAAGCAGCUAGAGCAAAUACUUUAUUUUUCUUGGCAACAAGGUUUUGUGACCUGUCAAAAUAUCCCAGUCAGGAACUGAUCAGUGGAGGUGCUCAUUGCACAGUACGCGUCCUUUGCUGACUGUUUCCACUCCAAUUAGGAGUUAGCUAAUUCUGAGGGGACAGGUGGAUUGUGCCACACAUGAUAAACUCUGCUGGUUCUAUAGCAUUGGCUGCAUUCAGACCUCAUUAUAAACUGUUGUUUAUUGUAAUGGGAGCAAGGCUAGACACCCUGCAGGAAUCCAGAAGCUUUUGCUUCCAGUUACAAUUAGCUAAAGUUUAGUGUUGUUUCAAACCCUCUGUAAGAUUGUUGGUUCUUCUGAAUCUCCAUGCAUGAAAGUUCACAGGUAGCUGCGGUGUUAAAACCUGCUUUUGGUUGUGUAUGAUGUCAGGUUUAGACCAUCAAAGCUAUUUCCCCCUCUGAAAUGUAGUUUUGGGCUGUUCUCUAGGGCUGGGCAAUGUCUGGUUUCCAGCAUUGCAAUACUGUAUAACACCAGCUAAACAUUGUGAUAUACCGAUAUAUCACAAUGUCUGUAAUAAGGGUGGAACUACGUAGAGGCAUAGGGACUCAGGUGGCGCUGUGGUCUAAACCAGAGAGCCUAGGGCUUUCCGAUUGCAAGGUUGGCAGUUCGAAUCCCCACGACGGGGUGAGCUCCCGUUGUUCGGUCCCAGCUCCUGCCCACCUAGCAGUUCAAAAGCACGUCAAGUGCAAGUAGAUAAAUAGGUACCGCUCCAGCGGGAAGGUAAACAGUGUUUCUGUGCGCUGCUCUGGUUUGUCAGAAGCGGCUUAGUCAUUCUGGCCACAUGACCCGGAAGUUGUCUGUGGACAAACGUCGGCUCCCUCGGCCUAUAGAGCGAGAUGAGUGCGCAACCCCAGAGUCGUCCGCGACUGGACCUAACAGUCAGGGGGUAAAGGUAAAGGUAAAGGGACCCCUGACCAUUAGGUCCAGUUGUGGCCGACUCUGGGGUUGCGGCGCUCAUCUUGCUUUAUUGGCCGAGGGAGCCGGUGUACAGCUUCCGGGUCAUGUGGCCAGCAUGACUAAGCCGCUUCUGGCGAACCAGAGCAGUGCAUGGAAAUGCCGUUUACCUUCCCGCCGGAGCGGUGCCUAUUUAUCUACUUGCACUCUGACGUGCUUUCAAACUGCUAGGUUGGCAGGAGCAGGGACAGAGCAACAGGAGCUCACCCCGUCACGGGGAUUCGAACCGCUGACCUUCUGAUCAGCAAGUUCUAGGCUCUGUGGUUUAACCCACAGCGCCACCCGCUGUGGCGGUAAAGGGGGUACCUUUAUCUUAAUGUAGAGGCAUGGGCUGGCUUCAUGGUUUUCCCUGCAUUGUGAUUUUGGCAUAACACACACAUACGCACACACACCAUGGUUCACGAUAUUGCCAGAUCAAACAUUAUGAAACCAAUAUCGCGAUAGGCACUUCAAGCCAGGUUUGGAUGAUAUAUUGCCCAGCCCUACUUUUCGCUCCUUGCCUGCUAAACUGCAGUACAUGCUUACCCAAAGUCUUCGAAAAGAACAAGGGGAGUGAACAAGCCAACAGGCACAUUUUCUUUCCCUAGGAUGCAUAUUUCCUUCCUUUAUUCAUGGCGUGGAAUUUUCUGAAUGUUUGUGGCUGUAAAACUAUCAAGAAUUUCUCAUCCUCUUCUUGGUUGUCUCCUGUAUAACGAUUUCUACUUUUAACGCUGAGCUGUUACAUGCAAAAGGUCCCAGUCAUCUCUCCUGGUAGGACUGUGCAGGCUUCUUUUCCGAAACCUUGGAGAGACGCUGAUAGUUGGUGCCAAGAAUACUGAGCUAGAUGGACCACUGGCUUGAUCUGUAUGAGACAGCUUCCUAGGUUCCUUAUUUAUUUUCUCUCAGCUCUGUGUUUACUGCUUGAAUGAUCCAUUUCUUUAGGGACAGCAUUUCCCUAGGGACAACAUACAUGGGUCUUAACAUUUAUUCCAGUUUAGGUUGAUGGUUUCACAUCUUCACUGUUUACAGUAGACUCUAGUCUGGUUAUCUAUUAUUUGCCUAGCCUGAAAUCAUUGGUUGUUCUUUUAGUUUUCUUAAAUACAGCAGGUACUUGAGAGUUUUUCUGCCUUGCCCAUUGAUCGAUACAGCUGUGAUGAAAUGAGCAUAGUUCAUAGCUGUCAGUGUCUCCCCCCCCAAAAAAAUAUAUUUUAGUGAAGAGAACUAAUUCUUGCACUUUCAAAAUCUGACAAGGUUUUCUUCCCUUAGCUUAAUUACAUGCACAUCCCGGGAGAGGGAUUAUUCCAGUUUCAUUAAUUUGAAGUUAUAAGUCUAUUUGUUCCUGUUUGUUUUUCUGGCUGCUACCAAAGUAAAUAUUUUUUUUAGAGUUUAUGCACCCAAUGGUGUAACUUCUUGGAUAUUUGUAUUCCUUCUGCAUUGCUCUUUCAUUUCCUCAUCCCUCCCCACUUUCUUUGACAACUAGUCAUAUGAAUGUAUUGUUGCUGUCAGCUUCUUCCAGUUACUAAUGUGGCAGUUUUUGAGCCUCUAGUUAAUUAACUUUCUUUUGAGAUAUGAAAUAUUCUAUUUGGUGUUCAUUACUGGCAUCCAUUCCUUCAGACACCUCCAAAGAAUUAUUGUUAAUACUUAAUCUGUGUGCUUGCAGUGUGUAACCGUACAGAUUUGAAUUAUAGUAUCUUCAUUCAUGAUGGUAGCAUAUGCCUUGUGUAUAUAUCACUCCCCAGGGUUUUACUGUAGCUCUGUUCUAAAUGUAUUUGUUGUAUUUGUGUUUUUAAGUGCUUCUAACUAUCUUAUGUGUGUAGAAGGCAAUUAAUAAGUGAAUUCUAGUAAUAAAAGGAGGAAAGCAGCCUGAAUGAGUAGGAGGCUCUUUGGGAUCAACUAGCAACGUUUGUGUAUUUGCUUCGGCAUGGAGGCUUCCCCUCAGUCUGUAUCAGGAUAUAACACGAUGUGAUAAUUUGUGAAAGUUGUCAGGGUGAGGCAGACAACCGAAUCUCACAAAGGUCUCAGUCUUUAUGACAGCAGUAUAGCUGAGGCUUAGGGCAUGGCUCCCUCCACCUGGCAGUUGGGGGGUGGGGGGAGGCCUUGCCGUGUUGGUGCUUGCUGGGUCUACAUUCCUGUGCUGAGAUAUUUGAAAUAUCUCACUGCUCUGGGUGCCCCAGGCCCCAUUCAUUCUCCUGACAAGGACGGUUACAGCUACGGUAAGUCCUGAAUUCUCUAUAUACUGCUUGGCUCUGAAGUAAAGGCACGCCAACCCCAAAUGCCGUGGAUCCUGUUGGGUGAGUUAAAUUUAUAUACAGUGGUACCUCGGGAUGUGAACGGGAUCUGUUCCGGAGCCCCGUUAGCAUCCUGAACAGAAUGUAAGAUGCUACAGCUUGUGUGCGCGGGUCGCGUUUUGCCGCUUCCGCACAUGCGCGUGACGUCAUUUUGACCGUCUGCGUAUGCGUGAGCGGCGAAACCCGGAAGUAGCACGCUCCGUUACUUCUAGGUUGCCGCGGAGCGCAACCUGAAAGCGCUCAACCUGAAGCGUAUUUAUCCCUAGGUAUGACUGUAAAACACUCAGCAUUAGAUGCUGGCGAAGGGAAGCCUAGUCUCCUGUUUUGGAAUUCGGAAGGAUCUCCCUUCUGUCUGGUUGCCAGAUCUCUUUUAUAGGGUUUCCACUUUACAUCAAUCAAUUUGGCAUAUGGUGCUCAAGGAUAUGAUGAGAUGCUGAUGCAAAGAAGUAGGAGGCAAAGCAGGCUGUAUGAGAAGCAAAUAUUGUAAAGGACCCCUCCAAUCACAGUUAGCAGAUCCUUUCAUAGAAACUGGAUGUCCCAUUUUUUAAAUAGGUAGCAGUCCUUUCCUAACUGUCUGUCAUGGUCUCCGUCCCUCCCGUUUUACCUUUGCUGUCGCCGUUUCUUAAACUCUCUUCCUUUUUGCGGCGCUGCCAUAGUAUCAAAAUAACUCUUUGCCAUCACAGCUCGCUUGUCUGGUAAUAGCUGGUAGACAGACAGGUGCUAGUUUACUUGGUUUCCAUGGCAGGCCUACGUUGGCCCGCAGGCCAGAGGUGUUUUAGUAUGGACAGGUCUUUUAGUAUGGACAGGUAGGUACGGAGGCAAGGAAUCUUUCAGGUUCCCUGGUCCCAAACAAAAAAAGGGCGUGAAGGAUUGAAACCAGCAAUUUGAAUUUAGCCUAGAACCGAACAGGAAUAAUAAUAAUAAUAAUAAUAAUAAUAAUAAUAAUAAUAAUUUAUUUAUACCCUGCCCAUCUGGCUGGGUUUCCCCAGCCACUCUGGGCGGCUUCCAACAAAACACUAAAAUACAAUAACCCAUUAAACAUUAAAAGCUUCCUUAAACAGGGCUGCCUUCAGAUGUCUUCUAAAAGUUUGGUAGUUAUUUUUCUCUUUGACAUCUGGUAGGAGGGCGUUCCACAGGCAGGUGCCACUACCAAGAAGGCCCUCUGCCUGGUUCCCUGUAACCUCACAUCUUGCAGGGAGGGAACCGCCAGAAGGCCCUCGACGCUGGACCUCAGUGUCUGGGCAGAACGAUGGAGCCAAGUGCAUUCAUAAAGCAGGUGUGGUACGAUCACAGUGUCCAGGCUCAGAUCAGAAUACAGCUAUUACAUUUGGUUCUUCUCCCUACUAGGAAGAAACCAAAGAAAUGUGGCCCCCUCCCUUGUGGAUUUACUCUUCUUCUGUUUUAGUCUCCAUCUGCUCUCUGUGGACCCCUUUGAAGGCAAUGUCUGCUUUACUCAUCUUGUUUGAUUAUCAUUCAGAACACCCACAUAAUUACCUCUGCUUAACAUAUCUAAAAUCAAUACCUUUUGCGUUUUACCCAGUACUAAUUGCCUUCAUUGUUCGUGCUUCAUCACACACCACUUUUGAUUUGCCCAGGAGUGGUGUAUGCAUCCUAUUCAAUUCCUUCAAUAAACUGGAAUUAAGGUGGGAAGGUGGAGUGAGGGCCUUGUCUAGUGCACAGGAUAUGUCAGACCAUUAACGUUUUUUCUUUUCCUAUUUUUACAACAACAACACCCUCACUCUUAAAAUAAAAGCUUGCUGGCUUAAUUACCAAACUACAUCAGCUUGUAGGCACAAAGGUAAAGGGGAAAUUGUAAUAUCUGAUAACAAGUGGGGGGGGGGGGGCAGAAAGAAAAUGAGUUUUGGGAUGCAGGUGGAAGGGCCGAGUUGGGUAGAUGGACAGAGAAAGAGAUCCUGCCAAUGUUUUUAUCUGUUUACAAUUUAUCUGUAAAUAUUCAAUAAACCAUUUUUAUUCUUUUAUAAAGUUUGUUAUCUUGAUUUCUUAUUCUUCCGGUAAGUUUUUCCAUUUCUGCAUAGUCCAUAAGUUUUUGUAUCUAUUCUUCUCUCAUUGGGCCUACCACUUCUUUCCAUUUUUAGGCAAGUAACAUUCUUGCAGCUGUAGUUGCAUGCAUAAGUAAAUUUCUAUACUGUUAAUAAGCAUUUUGUAUAAGAUAAAUGUAUUUGACUGAUCCUAACCUUUCUGAGGCAUGAGGAGAUUAAGAAGCCAGAGAAGAACAGGAACUUUUCACAAGGCAGUCUCUUCAAUAAUAUGUUUGUUAAACAUCCAUUGUUUCUUCAUGCCUGGAAAAUGCAUAUUUUUAUAAUAUGUGGAUGAAUAGAAUCAUAGAGUUGAAAGGGAUCCAAGGGUCAUCUAGUCCAACCCCCUGCAAUGCAGGAAUCUCAGCUAAAGCAUCCAUGACAGAUAGCCAUGCAGUAUUGUUUUACUAAGUUUUGGAUACUGAGAAAUGUUUUGGGUGCUCCUGCGACUAUUCAGAUAAUUGGAUUUUGCUGUUUAACUCAUUGUUCCAACGUAGUAUUCAACUCUUACCUCACUGACUUAAGCAAGCAAUAUAAAAUAUUGCUGAAUAUCUGUAAAACUUUAGAAACUAAUUGGUGCUACAGGACAAAAUAGGACAAAAUACCAGUUUCUCCAGCCAUCAUUAUUAAAAAGAUCUGUUUCUUUCAGCCUAUUGCAACAACGCCACCACGUCAAGGUCCGAAAGAAGAGCUGUUAAGCCAAAGCAGCAGUGGGACUCAGGUUUCAUAUGUCAGUGGUAUCUCCUUGGGAGAAGCAAUCAGACAUAGAUCUACUACUAAUCAGGUAAUUUUGCAAUCUUUUCCAUAUUUUUUUUCAUCCAGUUAGAAUAUUCACACAGUAGUGCAUGUUAUCACCAUAUCCCUGUGGAAUAAGUUAGGCUGGGUGACAGUGAGUACCCCAAGGUCACUCAGUGUUCUUCAUGGCUGAGGGGUGGAGACACUGGCUCUCUAAACUAACCAAAAGGACUGAGGGGGAAUACAAAGGUCCUAACAGAACUCCAGAUAGAGGCAGAGAACUGGGCCACGUGAAGUAAGGAGUCCUCGAAUCUUUUCUUUCAUAUACAAUAUUUUGAUGCAUAAGGGACACAGGUGGCGCUGUGGGUUAAACCACAGAGCCUAGGACUUGCCGAUCAGAAGGUCGGCAGUUCGAAUCCCUGCGACAGAGUGCGCUCCCAUUGCUUGGUUCCUGCUCCUGCCAACCUAGCAGUUCGAAAGCACGUCAAAGUGCAAGUUGAUAAAUAGGUACCGCUCUGGCGGGAAGGUAAACGGCGUUUCCGUGCGCUGCUCUGGUUCGCCAAAGCAGCUUAGUCAUGCUGGCCACAUGACCUGGAAGCUGUACGCCGGCUCCCUUGGCCAAUAAAGCGAGAUGAGCACCGCAACCCCAGAGUCGGCCACGACUGGACCUAAUGGUCAGGGGUCCCUUUACCUUUACCUAUUUUGAUGCAUAAGCAAUCAUAUCUUUUACCCGGAUCGUUCUACCAGGACAUUGAGGUCCAGCUCUGAGGGCCUUCUGGUGGUUCCCUCACUGUGAGAAGCCAAGUUACAGGGAACCAGGCAGAGGGCCUUCUUGGUAGUGGCGCCCGCCCUGUGGAACGCCCUCCCAUCAGAUGUCAAAGAGAACAACAACUACCAGACUUUUAGAAGACAUCUGAAGGCAGCCCUCUUUAGGAAAGCUUUUAAUGUUUGAUGCAUUACUGUAUUUUAAUAUUUUGUUGGAAGCCGCCCAGAGUGGCUGGGGAAGCCCAACCAGAUGGGUGGGGUAUAAAUAGUAAAUAAUAAUAAUAAUAUAUUAAUGCAUAUACACUCAAAAAAAUGUUGUUGGAGAAAAUUAUAGGUUCUUUAAAGCUUGCCUUGAAGAAUCAUUCAUUUUUCUAUUCUCUCUCUCUCCCCCCCCCAUAUUUUACUUUCAGGAAAUGAAAACAUGGUACCAGCCUCAUGUAGAAAUAGACACAAGCAACCUGCCAGCAGCCUUGGGCAGAAGGCUUAGUCAGAGCAGUGGGACCCGUGACUUGACAGAGUUCCCAAGCAUGGAGGAAGGCUCAAUUACUGUCACCGAAGACUCCAGAACGCAGCAAGCACCCAAUGCGACACACACACGGCUGUUGGGUAUGUUCUGUAUACAGUACAGUGGUACCUUGGUUUACGAGCUUAAUCCAUUCCGGAAGUCCGUUCUUAAACCAAAGCGUUUUUAAACCAAGGCGUGCUUUCCCAUAGCAGCGGGGGACUCGGUUUACAAAUGGAACACACUCAACAGGAAGCGAAACAUGUUCUGCUUCCAAGGCAAAGUUCACAAACCAAAACAUCUACUUCCGGGUUUGCAGCGUUCUUCGUCCAAGUUGUUCAUAAACUAAGCUGUUCGUAAACCAAGGUACCACUGUACUCUUAAAUAUUUUCUUUUAUAAUUAUUUUCAUAAGCAAUGACCUUUUUUAAAGUAUGUACAUAUAUAUUUGUAGCGAAGUCACGAUUCAGGGGAAUUUCCAGGUGUUGAUCCUGGCCAUCUCGAGUUCUGUUGUUUUAUAUUGAGAGUUCACAGUUUGGAGAAGACAACAAGGGACUGAGUGCAGGUGCUUUUUACUGUGGCUUCUCUGCUGAAAUUCCAGUCUGCUUAAGUAGCAAGCAUUUCUUUUUGCUGGUAUAAAAUAUGGUUGUUGUCGUUUAGUCGUGUCCGACUCUUUGUGUCUCCAUGGACCAGAGCACGCCAGGCACUCCUGUCUUCCACUGCCUCCCGCAGUUUGGUCAAACUCAUUCUGGUAGCUUCGAGAACACUGUCCAACCAUCUCUUCCUCUGUCGUCCCCUUCUCCUUGUGCCCUCCAUCUUCCCCAACAUCAGGGUCUUUUCACUAGUUACUGCCACAGGUACCCUGCCUUGUGCUCCAGUCACAUCUCAAACUUCAUUAUCAUUUUUGUGGAUUUGAUGGUGCUAACAGGGACAGUACUGAUGACAGCAACUCCUAGAAGUUUUGAAAGCCAAGGGAAAAAAGUGGACAGUUAAUGUCACCCUUUCCCUCAAAAGUGAGGGAAUUGACAUAUUGGCAAUACAGUACUUAAUUUCUUAUCAGAUGUAAGCUUCCUAUGCUAUGGUAAGAAAAUGAAACGUUAUAUAUAAUUUAGAUAGUAGACUGUACUGUCAGAGAUAUUUGUGACCUUUAAAAAUACAGAUCUGUUCAUUUAUUAAAAUGUUGCUUACAGAUAUACCUAUUGUUAAGAGAUAGGACAGUUCCCUUGGGUUCUUAAAAAAAAACCCAAUAAAUGUAUCACUCACGUGUAAUAAACACCAGCAAUAUCAGCUAGUUUGUUAUUUCUUAUAAAAAGGCAUAAAGUUCUUAAGGCUACCUUAGUUGGGCAGUUGAAAAAAUGGGGGGGGGUUUUUAAACAAAAUACAAAUCAUCAUUAUAGUAUAGUAAGGAAAGUUUUAUUAUCUGCACUAAGAAAUAGCGUGUAGACCUUGGUAUUUAUCAUGUAAAAACAGGAUAAAUUAUUUUAUUUAAAGAAUUACCCCUGGACAAGAACCAAUAAUGUCUUUACAAGACCUCAGGUGGCAUGACUUUAAGAAGAUGAUGGUGAUGAUAAAAAAUAUUUUUUUUAUUUAUACCCUGCCCAUCUGGCUGGGUUUCCCCAGCCACUCUGGGCGGCUCACAGCAUAUAUCAGAACAUACUAAAACAUUAAACCUUAAAAACUUCCUGAUACAGGGCUGCCUUCUGAUGCCUUCUAAAAGUUGUAUGGUUGUUUAUUUCCUUGACAUCUGAUAGGAGGACAUUCCACAGGGCGGGUGCCACCGCUGAAAAGGCCCUCUGCCUGGUUCCCUGUAACCUCACUUCUCACAGGGAGGGAACCGCCAGAAGGCCUUCGGAGCUGGACCUCAAGUGUCCUGCCUAGACGACGGGGGUGGAGACGCCGCACUGGGAGCCAAUGAAGUCCCUUUAGGGCUGGUGUUAUAUGGUCCUGGCUGUCACUCCCAGUCGCCAGUCUAGCUGCCGCAUUCUGGAUUCUAUCAAGAAUGCUCACUUGGUGACAAGAUCACACAUCUACCUCCAGAUCUUUGAGCCAGCUGGGCAAAGCACAUAAUGCCAUUCAUUUCAGCUGUCACCACACUUCUUCCUUAUUAGCAUUUCAGCUGAUCAUUCCAGAAAAGGAAGGUGAGCAGGCAGGAUCCACCCACAUGCUCUCUGUGUGCAUGACAAACAGGAUUCAAAUGGAGGAAAUUAAAUAUAUAGCAUACCCAGUUAGACUGAAUUUGCAAGUUCCUAAAAUGGACUCUGGGCACUCUUUUUGACACUGGUCCAUAUUAGUCAGAUUGUGUGUUUUUUUUAAAUAGUAUUUAUUAGGGUUUUAAGUUUACAAAAAGGCAAAAGAAAACACACCAAAUUAAACAAUGACAAAACAACACAUCACAAUAAAAAAACAUAAAGAUAGAAACAAUUAAAAACAAAAAAAAUCAAACCUUCCCAUAACUUAUCUUUCAUUUGCUUGUUUCCCUGACCUCCUUAUACCUCCCUUUUUUGUAUUCUAAGUCAAUUAUCCAUUUCAGCAAAUCCUUUCCCUCUCUUCAAAAUUUUUAUCCUGAAAAUUUAUCUUGAUCUUAAUAUAAAUUUACUUUCCCUCUUUUCACCAAUUAACAGUCUAUUUUUCUUAAAUCUUUGUUACAUUUUUGCUAAAAUCACAUAGAUUCAUUCCAACAUCAUUCUAACAUUCAUUAAUUUUACAGUGUUUCUGUAAAUAGUCUUUAAAUUUCUUCCAAUCUUCCUCCACCGACUCUUCUCCCUGGUCUCGGAUUCUGCCAGUCAUUUCCGCCAGUUCCAUAUAGUCCAUCACCUUCAUCUGCCAUUCUUCCAGAGUGGGUAGAUCUUGUGUCUUCCAAUACUUUGCAGUAAGUAUUCUUGCUGCUUAUAUUAGUCAGAUUGUUUACACCCCUAUUCCUGUUCUUUUAGAUGGCAUCUCUUGAAAUUUAUCAGAAUCCUCCCUUGCCAGUAACUGUUUUUCUCUUGUGCUCCUCCAUUUUCUACUGUUGAAACAUACGGUAAGGCCAAAUAAUUUCUAGAGAUUGUUGUCCUGGCUCCUGUCCCAAGGGCAGCGACAGAGGGGCUUACCUGUGUUUAAGAUGGAAGCGUUAUUUAAGGCUUACAGCUAUUUAGGUCAGACUACAGGUACAGAUUGCCAGAGGCACUAAUAUCAGGGGUCCAAGACUGGACAAAAUUUGUGAUGUUGUCUCAACAAAUAGGCACGCCCCCUCCUGCCUUUUUUUUUAUUAACAUAUAAAACACAUGCAUAUACAUUUAUACAAUACACGUACACAACACACUACCUAAUUUUCAUAACAUAAAACAUACCUACAUUACUCUAUAUAGUACCUACCUAUACUGUACAUCUCAACAUACCUACACACCUACGCUUCACGGAAACCCACCAAGUGACUUGACUUCCAGCCGUUCUUGUUACGCUACUUUAUUUUUCCAACUAGCUUAAACACAUUUCAUUAUUUCUUUAAUCUCUUCUUCUAUCUUAACUUUACUCUCCUUUCACUCUAAUCUUUUUCUGGAUUCACUCAGUAUCUGUCAGAAAUUCUACUUUCUCCACAUAAAUUUUGAUGUAUUCCUUAAAGAUAGCCCACUCCUUAGUCACUUUUUGUCCCAUAUCUCCUCUUAUCCUCCCUGUUAGUUCGUCAAUAUGGAAGUAUUCCAUCAUUUUAGAUAACCAGUCUGUUUUAGUUGGGACGCUGCCGCUUUUCCAAUUUUUGCCGGUUUUUAAAAGUAAGACAUGGUGCACUCACUUGAGAAAUUCUCUUGCCACUAGGCUGGUGGGCUUGGUGGUACAUGUUUCUCCAGAUGGGGGGCACGGUUCUGCUUCCAGCAGCAGAGGUGGUGCCAAGCUCUUGGUGAUGGAACGGAGCUCAGCCCCUCAUACCCCUUCCUUCAGUUGUUCAACCUCCCCCUUCCCAGCCUCUUUAAGGGAAAAGGAGGUGAGUCCCCUUCCUCUCCUUCGGGCCCCUCCCCACUGACAACAUUGUCUGUGCUUUCCCUCCUCUUCUUCUGACAGCAAAUUGCACCUUGAACCCAUCAGGAUUGUGGCGUUCAUGACAAUUCUUCCUCCCCUGAGGUAUCAAGAGGAUGAAGUUUGUGUGCCAGUUUGAGCUUGUGCUCUCUCUCUUUUUACCUUUUUAAUCAGUAUUACUUAGCUAGGUUUUAUUGGGCAAUGGAUGCUGCUCUCGUCUUCAGUGUCACACAGAAUUUUUUUUAAAAAAAUUGCUAGUGCACUUGCAAAGCUAAGCAGGGUCUGGCAUGGUUUCAAAUUGGACGGGUGACCAUGUAUUGAGAUUCCUUCCUCUCAGUGGGUUGGACUAGAUGAUCCUCUGGGUCCCUUCCAACGCUACAAUUAUUCUAUGGUUCUACAAGUGACUUCCAAAGUGUACAAGUGAGAGACAGACUACAAGAACCAGGCAGUAACUGACAUCACCCAGUUACCUCUGCCUCUCCAUGAGGGGAAUGCAAGUGGUCUGAGAAAAUUCUGUAUUUGUGAUUGGAUCUAGACAUGCCUGUGUUCGCAUGUAAAGAGCUUCCAAAUGCAUUGUGGUGGGGUGGCUGAUCUCCCCUCAUUUCCAAUAGCAGCCCUAUAUACUUUAGCCCUAAACAACAGAGCCUAGAACUUGCCGAUCGGAAGGUCGGCGGUUCGAAUCCCCGUGACGGGGUGAGCUCCCGUUGCUCGGUCCCAGCUCCUGCCAACCUAGCAGUUUGAAAGCACCUCAAAGUGCAAGUAGAUAAAUAGGUACCACUCCAGCGGGAAGGUAAAUGGCGUUUCCUUGCGCUGCUCUGGUUUUGCCAGUAGCGGCUUAGUCAUGCUGGCCACAUGACCCGGAAAGACUGUCUGCGGACAAACGUCAGCUCCCUCGGCCAGUAAAGCGAGAUGAGUCUUUCAUGACUGGACUUAACUGUCAGGGGUCCUUUACCUUUUUAUACAUUAGGGGAUGCUUGUCUGGAGGGCCCCUCGUCUUCAGGGGGGUUGUGAGUGUGUGGGCUACUACAUAACAGAAAGGAGCUACGAAGCCGCUGAGUGUAUAGGGAAGAUGGCAUAUACUGCUUUGGAUCGGGGCCCUGUUCCUUAUGUAACACCAUGCCUCAGCUCAGCCAGGGUGGGUACCGGCAGAAUUAAAAUAGACAUAACAGCCCUUUAGAAAUGUAAAUGCUAAAAAUGAACACAUAUGCAAAAUAUGAUUAUAAUAUGACUAAGGGUGUUAUAUUUGGAUUAUAUAGUACACGUUCUUUGUAGCAGUCAGACAUUUUAGAAAUUUUAAAAAGACAUUGAGAACGAUAUGCCACCUACACUCUGAUCUCUCCCUGCUGCUUCAUAUUCUGACUGCUGGUGGCAGCUCCUGCUCCCAGUUUAGCUUCAGCAUUUAGUCAUUGGCAGGCUUGAAUUUCCAAUUGUGACUGCUGGAUGGUUCGGUGAAUAUUGCUCACAGAGUCGGAAUCUGAUAAUGGGUAGUUAAGCAUUUCAGUUGAUUUGAACUGGAACAUGGGGCAUAAUUCUCUUGCUGUGCUUGAAGAACUGUGAUUAUUUGUUAGUUCUUCCCUGGAGUUUCUACCUGAUCUUCCUCUGUCUCCUCUAGCGACUAGCAUUGCUGGCAUCUAAACAUGCGCGUAGCAGAGUGCCUGACUAUAUGUGCAUCAAUAGUUUAUUUUGUUAAUAUCCCAAAUAGCUCAAGGCAGCAUAUAUGGGCUCGUAUUGUUUGAGCUGGCAAGAGAAACUGGUGCGUAGAGAAACUAUGCAGUUGGGAAUCGCAUAAAGAUGCUUAGGUUGGAGCGGCUUAAGAUGGGCUUUGUCUGUGUUUGCAUUAUCUAGCACCUUGAGACUUCCCGUGUAAAAGGGAUGAGUACUCCUUUCCCCCACCCACUUCACAUAUAUCAAACUGUUUCUCUUAUUCAAUGCAGCUACCUCAGCCAGGGAACCUAUUUGUUGUUGUGUGAGGCAUCAGUUUCCACAGCUUUAUAUAAUUCCUCUUAAUGACUCCUUUUCUUUAAUGCAUUUGCAGUUUGAUCUCCUGUCAAAACCUGUGAAUCUGAUCUGCAGUGAAAUUGGAGUGGGGUAGAUUGGUUGGUAAGGGCGAUGCUUUCCUGGGGAUUAUUCUUUCCCCAGGUUCCUUGAUCUCAUUGUCCCUGAGCCUUUAUGGCUUGCUGGGUGUGAGUCACCGUAAGAAUCUUUCUUCUUUUCUUUGCCUUUCCCUUUCCUUUGCUGCACAUAUAUUUUCCCUUCAGUCCCGGCUUUAAAAGGGUCCUGGCCAUUUAAAACAUUUUGACUAAGAGAGGGGGAAAUUGGAUGCACAGCUCUAAAGGUUGCACCCUGAGGGUAGCGGCUGCCGUAAUGGAAGUGGCAGGAUUGAGAGUGGGGUGCGGAGAGCAUAGAGAGGCCCAUGGUGUAAGUGGAAGUGGAAAAACUAGUGGUGUAGUCUAUGAGCAGUGUUACUCACUCAAGAGGAGUAGGCAAAUGCCAAAUCAGAUGACUGGAGUGAUGGUGAUUCUGCAUAUUUAGCAAACUAGGUAGCAGGCAACUACUGAUGAGUGAAAGGGACGCUUUUGCUCUGAAAACCUCUCCACCCACCCACCCAAAAAAGAUUCAGUUCAUUUCCAGCUCAUUUCCUCACUCCCAAGAGAAUGAUAUCCACUAUCCAUUCAUUGGACUAUACUUGUAGUAGUGAGUGUGUACACUAAAUAAAACGGUUGAAUCACGUGUCAAAAGGUUGGAGGGGAGUGCCUUGCUGUAUUGCAUAUGGAAAUACUGGAAUGUUUUUUUCCCCUUCGCUUUUUCCUAAAAGUAUUCAUUAUGACAUCAUAAUUGAGGCAUCAUUUACAGUCUUUUUGAAAAAGUAUUUUCUAAUGGCAAUGCAUUAAUUAAUAUAGCAAAUUGAAAACAAAGAAGGGCUCUGCUCAGGUUUUGCCUCCAUCUCUAAAUGCUCAGCAAACAGCAUUCUGAUUUCUGACUUUCACAUUUGUCAGCAUCAGGAUGUAAGAUGAUGCAGGAUCAGGUUUGCUUGCUGGGGAAAUUUAGCUAUGAAUGAGGGAGGCGACCUUCAGAAUUGACAGUGGGAAGAAGAAUUGCUCUUCUUUUGCACCAGACACCCAAAGAUGGUGUGGCUGGUAUCAUUUGCUGCUCUGGGACCUAACAGGUCUCCCCACAGAACACUACUGUUAACGUUUCCCCAAAACCAUCACAAGCAGCAAGAGUUGAGAUGAUGAUUUUGCAGUUCCCCAGAGAAAAGCAAAGCUCCAUUAAUUUUUCCAGCCAACAUAAAAUUUAAUAGGUUUUCAGUGUAACUUGUGAAUAACCUGAUUUAGAUUGUGUAAUGGAAUAGCUGAUGGAUUUUGUUUCUGAGAUGACUAAUAUUGCUAGGUAUUGUACAUGGAUUAGAAAGGCUUGUAUCUGAUUUGGGGUGGCAGAAAAGGCAAUGAUUAUGUGUUCCUCUUCCCAUCCUUCACCCUGCUCCAAAGAAAGGGCUCUUUGGAGCCAUCCUGCCGAAAUCCUUGGUAACUUUUAAACCAGGCAGGCAUAACAAUGAAUAAUGGUGUACAAAAACCUUGGACCUCACUUCAGGAUAGGUUGGAAUAAUAAUAAUAAUAAUAAUAAUAAUAAUAGUAGUAGUAGUAGUAGUAGUAGUAGUAGUUUAUUUAUACCCUGCCCAUCUGGCUGGGCUUCCCCAGCCACUCUGGGUGGCUUCCAACAAAACAGUAAAAUACAGUAAUGCAUCAAACAUUAAAAGCUUCCCUAAACAGGACUGCCUUCAGAUGUCUUCUAAAAGUCUGGUAGUUGUUGUUCUCUUUGACAUCUGGUGGGAGGGCGUUCCACAGGGCAGGUGCCACCACCGAGAAGGCCCUCUGCCUGGUUCCCUGUAACUUGGCUUCUUGCAGUGAUGGAACCACCAGAAAGCCCUCUGCGCUGGACCUCAGUGUCUGGGUAGAAUGAUGGGGGUGGAGACGCUCCUUCAGAUAUACUGGACCGAGGCCAUUUAGGGCUUUAAAGGUCAGCACCAACACUUUGAAUUGUGCUCGGAAACGUACCGGGAGCCAAGUGUUGGGCAAGUAACACAGUUUGAGGCCCACUAUCUUCAAGACUUACAGAGAAGAGAAUGCAUUAAAAAGCAUGUGUUCAAACUCUGUGACAUCUGAAAGGUUGAAUUUGCAAUUUUGAGGUAUUGGGUCUCGUAACAUCCGCUACUGGUUGUCUACCCCUGUGUUAAGGGAGGAAAUACACAGUGCCUUCCAGCUACAACUGGCAGCCAGCCAUCUUUGCAUGAGCUUUAUGCAAAAAGCAGCCUAAUGUGAAAUCAGCUGCCGUAUUCCAGCUCAUGAGAUUUCCAGUGCUGUCUGAGAUGCUGAAGAAGUUGCCCAUCUCUGGUUUGAUUCACUGACCUUCUUUUGAAAUGUGAGGUAGUGAAACAUGGCUGUGUUUCAAGCAUCCUUUACUUGGGAGUUUGAUAUUUGGGGGAAGGAGGAAUUUCUUUGCUGGACAUAUGUGUGACUCUGCUAGGUUGUCCUCUUGAGUGGGUCUUCCAAGCCCCCUCACGCUUUGUGUUUGGCAUCAGUUAACUCAUUUGAAAAUAUGGAAGUGUAUUUUGGCCUAAGAAAUGAGGCGGUCUGUGAUAAGAUUUGUAACAUUCAGCGAUGAAGCAUAUCCUUUUAGUUAUUGCUGCAAGUUUUGCUUGUCCUCCCUUAGCUGCCAUUUUCCUAAAACUAAAAAGCCUUGAAUGUUACAGUCUUUCCUCGCAGGGAAAGGUGCUUAAGCGUUAUGAUCAUUUUGGUUGACAUUUUCUGCAUCUUUUCUACCUCUGUAUAAAUACCCUUUUUGAGGUAUUGUGACCUGAAUUGUACACAGACCAUGUCAUAGAUAUUUGCAUAAGGGCAUUAUGAUACUAUACUGGGGUUUUUAUUUUUAUUCCCUUUUCUGAUAACCUGUGGUGCAGAAUUUGCCCUUUUCAUAGCUCCGUGAGAAUGUGCUCUGCUUAGUCAGGGCCUGAAAAACUUCUUCCACAUUAAGUGCAUUAAGCUUUAAGACUUCUCAAGAUUCUCUGUUGUGUUUUCUGUAGCAUUUAAACAGGAAAGUUGUAAAGCACCUGCAACAUUGAACAACUGUGUGAAACUUUAUAUUCAACAAUAACCUUUGUCCCUUAUUUUUAAUGACUCAUUUUGUAUAAAAUGCAUUGAGGGUAUUAAUAUUUUGCUGGAUGAAUAGAGAAUACUGAGUUGUAUAAGGCACAUUUUGUUCCUUUUAACAGUAUAGUACAGAAGGGGAAAGAGAAGGAUGGAGAGGCAGAAAAUGGACCUUUUGUUUUUGAUGCUUUUUCUUACUUGCAACCUGGUUGCUGGGAAACUCACAACACAAUACAAGGUUAUAUUAGCUUGUUGCAAGCUCUUGGAAACAGUGGCAUAUUCAAGGCAUUGCUAUUUCUGGCAUUUUGGUUAUAGCCUAUCUACCUUGGGUUGAAUAUUCAAAUUCUGUAUCAGGCCAAGAAAUCCUCCAUUUUGUAACAGGAUGCAUCCUGAAAAUGAAAGAAACCCGCACAAACCUGCUUCUGUGCGAUACGUUUUCAAAGCUCUUUUAAAUAUUUUGGCAGGCUUGACCGGCGGUCAGGAAGAGGUGGUGCAAGCAGGGAGACUGAAAUGGGCAUAAGUUGCAGGAACUAUUCCCCAAGGGUGAGGGACUAUACCUUCCCAAAGCGUUGGAGCCCCGUCACCAACACUGCCUCUCAUCUCCCAUUCUCACCCCAGUCGUGGCUUCUGAGGUUCCCAGGCACUUCCAUGUGGCUUGGUUUCGUUAGCCUUUCUUGAUACAUAAACAUUUCUUUUAUAAACAUGAAAACAGAAGAGCUUAAGUUGGUGAAUUCUGUGUUUGAAAGGUAAAUAGCAGAUCUAGCCUCCAAAGCAUUUUUUUUUCUGGCCCUGGAUAGAUCUAUGAGAUUUGGAUCAAGGUGUAGGUCAUGGGUAGGCAACCUAAGGCCCAGGGAUGCAUCUCUGGGUUAUUUGUGGGGCCUGCCUGGUGUUUUUACAUGAGUAAAAUGUGUGCUUUUAUUUAAAAUGCAUCUCUGGGUAAUUUGUGGGGCAUAGGAAUUUGUUGAUUCCCCCCCCCAUAUAGUCUGCCCCCCCAACGUCUGAGGGACAGUGGACCAGCCCCCUGCUGAAAACGUUUGCUGACCCCUGGUGUAGGUUGUUAAAACAGACAGACAGACAAAACAAAACAAAACAAAACCUUUUUCCAAAAGCUGGAAGGUGAGACACUGCACUUGUGGUGUAUCUUUUUUGCUUCUUACGAAGUGCCCCAGCUUUGCCGUAGGCCAGGGGUCGAUAACCUAAGGCCCAUGGGCCACAAGCAGCCCAUGGGGGUCAUUUUACUGGCCCCUGCGCUGAAAAUUGCAUCUGUGCAGACGCUGGAAAUCACAGGUGCACGCGUGAUCUGGCCCACAGAGGGGCAGUGAACUGGCCCAGGCAAGGUAAGCCUUGCUGACCACUGCCGUAGGCUUUGUGUUCUCCAAAAUCAAACAUAUUCUAUGAUCCCCAAGGACAUGCUCUAUGGAGAUCUGGCUUCAGGCACCGGGCCCAUUGGCAGACCAUCUCUGUGUCACAAAGAUUUCUUCAAACGCAACACGAAGUCUGCCUUCAUGUGCUCCAGCUGCAACAAAACAUGUCUCUCCCGUAUCGUUCUCUACAGGCAUAGCAGGCAAUGCAACCUUCCAACAGUUUGACUUCACCCCCAAAAGCACACUUCCAUUGUCUCUCGAGACAGAUGGAUGCCAAGCAACUCUAUGAUCAAAUUAUUCUACAGACUGUGGAUAGAUUGGCGGGGGGCUUCUACAUCAACAUUUUUAUGAUUAUUGAAGCGUUUUCUUGCUUACUUAAAAGUAACAGAUAAGAAAACCAUGUAUUAAGACCUUAUAUGACAGAAAAAAGUCAUUGAUUUCUAAUUUGCAUUUCAUUUGACCCAUUAUGCAUUAGAUCAUCCUACUUGGUGAAGCUUGGGGGUUUUUUUCCAUUAAAAGAUUUAAAACUCUUUUUGUACUGUUUAAAAUAAUCCUUCUUGCUGAGUUAAUGGCAAAAAUGAAUUUCUUUAAGUAAGCUUGCUGCCUUCCUCCGAAGAGCAGAACAGCUAUUAGGAACCACCAAAAUUAGAUUGGGCAUAUGUGCAUGAGCUUCAUUGAAAUAUGGGCAGGAUUUCAGGUUAUAGAUGUUAACGUUGAUUAUCAGGUCUCCAAUUGGUGUAUGCUCAAAAGGGGAUGCAAAGUUCAUUGAGUUACAUACACGUAAAUGUUUCUCUCAGACAUUUGAGGCUUUUUUCUGAGAGGAGGCAUGUCACACAUUCCCCUAAAGCUGUACCAUAAAAUUUAUUUUAAAGUUUUUUUUAUGUUAGAAACGACUAUACCAUAUGUGAAAUCUGUGUUUUUCAGUCUGAUUCAUCUUUAGCCAUUUAAAGUUGCUGUAUUACACAUUUUCAACCAUAUUUGGUUUUUUAAGCUCUUGCCAGUUGGCAGGGCACUUGCAUUAGUAAGGCUUUGAUUAGCAAGCCAUGACUUUUCAGUCUUGCCACAUAACCAUUGUGUUUGUAAUGUUGACAGAAGCUGAGGACAGUCGCCUCUCUCCCAACCUCCCACUGAUGACAACAUACUCAACGCAAGGCCGAACAUUCUUCAACGAGACCCUCUUUCAGCAAACCGGAACAGAUUUUGCUCCUUUGAGGUGGGGUAAACCUAUUGUACUCUGUUAGCUGUGUUGUUUAAUGCACUGAGCACAAGAUGGAGUGCAUUCUUCUCCCCAUUUUAUCCUCCCAACAACCCGAUGAAGUAGAUUAGGCAGAGAGGCUGUCUGGCCUAAGGUCAACCCAGUGAGCUUCAUGGCUGAGUGGGGAUUUGAACCCGGCUCUCCCAGUUCCUAGUCCAGUGCUUUAACCGCUGCAGCACCACUGGAUUUUUCAUUCUAGUACUGCUUCAGCCAAAGGGGUCCACCUUCACCCCCCAAAAACCAUUAGAAGGCCAGAAGCUCAUCCUAACAAAAUCAUGCCUGUAUGUUGUCAGAGGGGUGGUGCUGUGGUCUAAACCACUGAGCCUCUUGGGCUUGCCGAUCAGAAGUUCGGCAGUUUGAAUCCCCGCGACGGGGUGAGCUCCCGUUGCUCUGUCCCAGCUCCUGCCAACCUAGCAGUUCGAAAGCACAUCAAAGUGCAAGUAGAUCAAUAGGUACCGCUCCGGCGGGAAGGUACCGUAUUUUUCACUCUAUAAGACGCAGCAGACCAUAAGACGCACCUAGUUUUUGGAGGAAAACAAGAAAAAAAAUAUUCUGAAUCUCAGAAGCCAGAACAGCAAGAGGGAUUGCUGCGCAGUGAAAGCAGCAAUCCCUCUUGCUUCUCUGGCUUCUGGGAUAGUUGCGCAGCCUGCAUUCGCUCCAUAAGACGCACACACAUUUCCCCUUACUUUUUAGGAGGGAAAAAGUGAGUCUUAUAGAGCAAAAAAUACGGUAAAUGGCGUUUCCGUGCGCUGCUCUGCUCUGCCAGAAGCGGCUUAGUCAUGCUGGCCACAUGACCCGGAAGCUGUACGCCGGCUCCCUCGGCCAAUAAAGCGAGAUGAGCGCCGCAACCCCAGAGUCGUCCGUGACUGGACCUAACGGUCAGGGGUCCCUUUUAUGUUGUCAGAGACAGUGACUUAUUAAAGUCCCUUUUUGAAGGGGAAUAUUGAGCUGCGUUGGACCUGGAAAUCUUUUCUCUCUGGGUUCUGCUAGACCGCAAUGCAGGAUUGUAAUUCUGGCCCCCCACCCCCAAUUCUCUUUCAGAGGGACUCCAGAUGCUUCUAAUGUUGCUUCCGAAGAGUCUUCAAGCCAUUUGCGGAUGAGUGAAGCUGUGCGGCUGGCAGCCACAGAUGUCAGCUCAGACUCUUCUCUUCUCUCCGAUUACUUUAAACUGUCUCAGCAUCCCUUGGCUUUCAGCAGCAUGGCACCUAGCAAUACCAGCCUUGGCAGUUGUCUAUCCCAGCAUCCCCUUUCAUUUUCUGGGCCCUCUCCCAGGGAACAGGCUCCUCAUAGUGAGCAGCAUACACAACACCUUGAUGCAAGGACUGAAACCUUGGGCUCCAGCAAUGAGAAUUUGGGAAUCCCAGGUUCACAGAAGCAGCUAAAUCUGCAGUCGGCAACGUCUCUUCCUCCGAAUGAGUCUUGGGGACAGGAUCUGUUCCUUUUGGACAGCCGUGUGCCAGCACCUGUCCUCCUUGAAAUUCUGGAGAAAGAGGUGGGGCUAUCCAAGCAUUCUGGCUUCUUAUCUUCCGAGAGUUCGUCUGGCAAAAGUGUUUUGGGAAAGGAUCCAGUUGAAAACGAAAUGAGCCCCCUAAUGGAAAAUGUAGUUCUUGGGGAAAGGGAGUUGGAAACCUUUGCAGAACCACCUGGGCAAGAAAGAAGAACUGUUCCUGAGUGUGAUUCGUUGAACGCACUCUCUUAUUCGGAGGGAAAGCCCUUUAGAAAUACCGGUAAUUCAGAACAAUUAUCUUCAGACAUUUCAAAUGUGUCCUUCAGGGGGCAAAGGAUGGGUUUGGGUGAUUCUUGCAUCAUCCCUGGGUUAUCUUCAAACCCUCUUCUGAGCAAGCAGGAGUUGCAGCAUGUUUCUGAAGCUGCAUUUGAGGAGCAAAAGAAGCUUGUUCCGGCUUUUGCUAACGCUAAACUUCAUGUCCCUGCACCCCACCAGCCAGUCUUUGUAGCUGCAGAGCAUGGCAAUAUCCGUAACAUGGUAGAAAUCCAGAUGGGAGACAAAAGUGAAUUAAUGCAUUCAGACUUCAGUAUAGAGAGGGAACAUAAAGAUGUCGGAAUUUCACCUUCCUUCAACGAGGGAUCAUUCAUUUUACAUCUGGCACAUCCCGUUCAUCAUUCUACUCCAGGAAUUUUUACAACUAGAAGUUUGACUCGGGAAGUUCCUGCUAUGACAUACCCGGUCAAAGCUGUUCUUCAGUCCUCUCUCCCUUGCUUACACGAGGAGUUCUCAAAUAACUCUUGUUCCAAUACAUUCCUUCCUUCCGUGGAAGAGCCUCGCGUACCUUCUCUGGAUGAUACUUGCAUACCCUCUGCGGGAGAGCCGCUUGCCCUGCAAAGCGGCCAAGCAUCAAAAGAUGAAAACAGUGGUGGUCUCCAGGUUCUAUAUCCUCUUAAAGGCAGGAUUCAGUCUCUACCUUCUCUCAACUUUAUGGAGAAGGUUGGGGCAUGGAACAUGAGUCAUUCAGCUGAGAGGAUGUCUGAUGCCUUGGCUUUACAUGGCUCAAGUGGCGUUUCUCCUAGGCAGAAGGCCUACAGUGCAAUAGCAGAUUCCUUGAACCACAUUUUGUUAAAGCAGCAGAGCCAGGCUGAUCUUAAGGCAGGGCUGGCAGCAUCCUUUUAUGGGCCAAACUCCAUGACCAACCUGCAUGUUUAUGAUAAAAACCCACCACAGGUGCUGCCACUUACCAGGUCUCAGUCUGAAAACUCUGUGGUCGCAAUCAGCAGAGAGAUGCCAAGGGCUGAAGUGGGUCAUGAAACGUCCCACAGUGAAGAUCUUCAUCCAGUAGAAGAUCAGGGAAGAGUUUCAGGAGCGUCUGGAGUCAAGCAGAGUGAUGCUAACAUUGAGGAUGCACAUUCCCAACAUUAUACAGCUGUUCUAGUCUCCACUGUCUCCAGUGAUGAAGAAAUCGGUGAAAGUGCCACUGGAGGAAAUCCAGAUAAUUUUAUUUCCAGUGAAAGAGUUGCUGAACUCCUCAGAGAAGACGCCAGCUUUCUUAGUGGUAGUCAAGAAAAGACAGAUGGCUGUCAAGAUAAUACCAGAGAAUUGACAGGUUUUCUUCCUUGUACCAACCAGAUCAGUUUGGGCCAUUUUAGUGAUGUUUCACCAGAUAGCUUGAAUCAAAGAACUAGUCCUGGGACAGGCAGCUGUGGUGACUUGCGACUUUCUUCAAGACAGUCUUCAAGACGCUCUUCAGUGCGAUCUUCAGUUGUUUCUGGAAAGUUGCAUAGCAGUUUGGAAGAAGUAUUCAAAACUCCAUAUGACAGGGAGAUAAACAUCGAAGAAAGAAUACCUGUAAGUUAAUUUUGCCACAAUAUUUUAAAACAUCCUUGUUUGCAGUUACAGUUGGUACACUUGCUCCACAGCCAUCUUAUCUUAUGGUAUACCUAUAGUGCAUACGCAUGAAUUCCUUGGGGGUCUUUCUACUCUGUUAACCGUUGGAGACAGGCAUGCAUGGUACUUUUUGCCAAAUACUUCUCCUUCCAUCGAAAUAGAUGUCCUUAUCUCCACAUGUACGGAAGGGACAGGAGUCUUGAACCAAGGAGGGGGUGGGUAAUUGGAUCUUUCUAGUAUUGGCAUUAGCACUGAAACCAAGGAGCCAGUGUCAACAGUAAUGGAACAUACAAACAUAGAAAGGUCAAUUACAUAGGUAGCAUUUAUACCAGAAUAGCAACUACAGUACAGUGGUACCUUGGGUUAAGUAUUUAAUUCAUUCUGGAGGUCUGUUCUUAACCUGAAACUGUUCUUAACCUGAAGCAAUACAUUAGCUAAUGGGGCCUCCCGCUGCCGCCGCGCCGCUGGAGCAUGAUUUCUGUUCUCAUCCUGAAGCAAAGUUCUUAACCCGAGGUAAUAUUUCUGGGUUAGCGGAGUCUGUAAUCUGAAGCGUAUGUAACCUGAAGCGUAUGUAACCCGAGGUACCACUGUACUUAGUUAAAUCUGUAGAAGGGACUGAAACUGGACUCUACCGUGGCAGAUAGGAGCUUCAGAGUGGAAAUAUCCUUCAAAUAGGAAUCAUCCUGCAUGUACAAAAUUGAGCAUGUCAGAGAGAAUCUUCUAUCCCAGACAUUUUUGGAUGUGCCCAGUGCCUUAUGGUGCCUAAGGAUAUAUAUUUUAUAUAUUUUGUCACUUUGAAAAUAGGAAAAAUAAAACUGUAAAUUAGAAACCACCAUUGUGGUGAAAGAAAAGGACAAAAAAGUAAAAUAUAUAUAUAUAGACCUCAGCAUUGUCAUGGGAAACAGAGAAAAUAUGCUUUGGAGUGGUAAAAAAUUAAGUAAUUAGUUCCUUUUUCAAAGAAAAUAACUUCAUUAGCUGUUUCCUGAGUUCCCCCCAUAUCUGCCUACUAGUAAGAUCUGCUAAUCCUUCCCCCUGCCCUUGUUCUUCUCAAUGUGUCACAUUUUGAAGCAUUCCAAACAAAAUGUCUGAAAAAUGGUCUUCCUUUGUGGCAUAGUAAAUUGCCCAAUUUUUAUCAAGGGUGGAUGGGAGGAAGGCAGCUUUGGACAAAUUAUCACGUACAUAAAACUGAGGCCUUACGGUCUUUCGGUGAGGACUGUUGUGUAACAAGAAUGCACAAGCCAUUCCUUGUAAGAUGGAUUGUAUAGGGCAUAUGCUGAGGUUGUUGGCCUGACAGAAGAAGUGAAUCAGUGUCUUUGCAAUUGGAAGAACAAGACAGGAUGGCUAAGUGGUGAGGAGCUUAAUGUUUUCUGACUAUUGCAUUGAAGAGCUGUCUGUGACCUUCCAGUCUCUUCCUUCUGGGCAGACAUACUGAGAUACUCCUUGCCAGAAAUCUACUCUGUGACACAAGCCCAGCUUUUAGUGGAGUCUAAGGGAGAAAAUUAUUCACACCCACAUGUCUCUAACAACAGAAGAAGCUGGUACAACAAACUCCUGGCAAAGCACAUUUCAGACCCUAUAAAUAUUCUAUUCUUUUCAAGUUAUCUCUAGCACGAAAGCAUGCAAACUGCUGACAUGGAAUGAAUGCCCACCUGCCUUUUUAACAGCAGCGCCUGAAAAUUGGUCUUUGGUAAUAAAAGAAUUACUUUGAUGGUGGCUGCCUGUUAAUAUUUGCCCUUGUGGGUUCCUGGAAUAAAUACAUGCUCAUUUAUGAAUUUGUGAGACUUUUGGAAUAAGCAGUUUUCUAUCCCUGUUACCUUUUUUUUUUUUUUGUGCCAGAUUUUCCUGCUGUACCAGUUUGGUCUUUCAAGAAAUGUAGACCCCCCACCCACCCCAAAUGGCGCAAGAGGGGCAGGACAAAGAUGAGGAAAGGUUUCCUCUUUUUAUAUUCCCUCCCCACCAAUCUUCUUGCCAGGUCUAACUAGGGGAAUCCGAGUGAGAAAGCAGUUUUCCAUGUUCUUAUCACUUGCUGGAGCAGGACCCACAGACAUGAGCGUGCACCUGCCUGUUUGUGGAAAUGUGAUCUGUUUACACUGCGCUGCUUGCAGUAGAAAGCACACUUAGGAUGGGGAUACCUAUAGCUCCUUCACUUGAUCCAAAACCUGGUGUAUUAGAGCAGAUGGGCUGCAUCAACUCUCAGAUGUCAGAUGUCAAAUAUUUCAGAUGUCAAACAGCUACCUGACAUUUAGAAGACAUCUGAAGGCAGCCCUGUUCAGGGAAGUUUUUAAUGUGUGACAUUUUAAUGUAUUUUUAAUCUUUGUUGGAAGCCACCCAGAGUGGCUGGGGAAACCCAGCCAGAUGGGUGGGGUACAAAUAAUAAAUUAAUAUUAUUAUUAUUAUCCUCUGGCUUAGAAAGGGGCAACCCUGCUCCCAUUACAGUUCAAAGGCCCCAGGGUGAGUAGAGUUAGUCUCAGAGAAAGCAAGGCUAUUCCCUCCUUCCCUUUCAGACCCAUGCAGAAAGGAAACAAGUGGCUUGCUUCUUUUCAGCCUGACUCCCAGAACUCAUGCCUGCAUACCACCCUGUCCUGUCAGUGUUUGCAAAUAUAGUGCAACAACAUACACAUUGGCCUUACCAGCUCAGAAAUAAUUCCACACCUCUAAACGUGGCAAUUGGCAUAUGCAGACCCUUUCUAAGGGGAAAUGUAAUUUUGUGCAUCUAUGCCCUGGCCUGCUUUGGGGGGGGGGGACUGGAAGAAUACAUGUUCAUAACUCCCCCUAACCCCCUAGUUUUGCACAUUUUGUGGCUGUUGUUUCCCCCAGCCUGUUGCUACUUCAGGGCAGGGAAGAGCAGAUGAGUCCCUGUUGCUGAUGAAACUGAGCUAAGGCUCCCUUCAAAUGUAAUGCCCAUUUCGCUGGAAGUCGUGCUGUGCAAAAGAGUAAUAAUCCCUGCAUACCAGUGCCUAGACAAGGAAGUCUCUUCCCUUUUUGACACCUAUUGGCCUGGAAAAGGUGGCCUGGCACCUUUUCAUUAAGAGGUGUGAGAAAUACCUAAAGGUUGAGGGUUUAUUUACAAAAAUGUUCGUUGGAUCCCUGUGGUUGGCAUCUGAGAUUCAGCCACCUUGCCUGCAGUCUUUGAGGGAAUUUGUCUUGUAAAUCAGUGCCAGGACCGAUUUAUCAGAAUAAAUCAUGCAUUUAAUAUACACAGAUGUGACAGAUUUUCCUUUCCGUGAUUUCGCCUUCAUUUCCAAAUAUAGUUUAGGUAUCAGGUAAUUAAUGUCUUUCUGGCAAGGAAGAAACAUGGUGUGCCUGCUGUGGAAGGGCUUUUAAUUUUGCUGGAAAAAAAGGGCUGUGAGUGGUUGCUUAUUUGGGCUUUUAAAGGAAUGUGGAGGGGUGUGUGUGUGUGUGUGUGUGUGUGUGCAUGUGUGCUUGCACCAUAACCGAAUCCGGUUAAAUACAGUUGUGAGCAUGAAAGUAGGUUUCUCAGAGUUUUAUAGUACCUUCCUCUCCAAUGAAGGUACAGGUGUGGCCAAACUCUGGGAAACUAGAUCCUACUGAGCUGCCCAGAGUGGUUGGAGAAACCCAGUCAGAUGGGUGGGGUAUAAAUAAUAAAAUUACUACUACUGGACUACAGUUCCCAUCACCCCUUGCCAUUUACCAUGCUGGCUGGGGCUGAUGCGAGCUGAAAUCCAACUGUGUCUGUAGGGUCACCAGUUCCCCACCCUGAAACAGAAGUUUUGUAGUGUUGGUGAUUGAAUGAACAGAAUCCGAAUGAACAGAUUCCCACGCUGUGUGUUGUCGAGAGUUGCAUGUGGAAUUAUUUCUGCCUUUCAGGUUUUGUGCUGUUUAUGUGGGAUGGUGGUGGUUGGCAAAAUUUUUAUUUGUACAUGGCAGUCCUUCCUUGACUGCUGCCCUAGAUUAACCGUGUUCACUUCUUGCAUCAGGUCUACCUCCAUAACCUGGGCAUUGAUCAGUCACCUUCGUCCAUUCUGACUCCAUUUAUGCCCCGAGGACCAGUCAGAGAAAUAGAAUUCUCUCCCACUGAGCUGAGAACACUGAAGACGUCCAAUGAUUUGUUAGCGCGACGCCUGCAGUUAUCGGAAGGUAAGGGCGGGAAAUGAAUCGGCUUCAUUUGUGGAAGAUAGGUGGGUCUGUCAGCAGCUAAUAGCCAUCAUCACUAACGGUAGUUGUUGGGGAAGGCAGUUACCCUCAUGCCGUGUUUGUGGACUUCCCAGCAGCUCCUGACUGGCCACUGGAAAUCUCAGCUAGAUGGAGCCACCUCCUAAACCCCCCUCUCAAGGCAGCUUGAAAGCACAAAAACAACCUAAACAUUUGAAGUGAACACCCUAACAAAUAAACACUGGUGGCAAAGAUCCGCUUGCCCAACUGGGAAAGUCCGUCAGAAUGGACUCUCAGUUUCUGGAAACUGCAGACAGUGGGUGCCUGUCCUAUCUUGGCAGGAAUGCUGCUCCAUAGAACAGGGUCAACCACACUAAAAGCCCUGUCCGUGUUACUCUGUGGGUCAUAUGGGUUUCUCCUGCUGCUCAUGACACUGGUAAAGACUUUGAUGUGAAUCUUCUUUCCAGGUGUUCACACUUUAUUUGCAGUGAAGCUACCUUUUUGACUUCCUAUUUCUGAAAGGUGAUCUGACAAGAGUCCCUUGUUCAUUAGGGUUUCCCGAAUUUGGCAGCAAUCUUCCAGUUUUCUUACAUAAAAUUUCGAGCAGCUCUUUACCUGUCUUUGAGAAAAACACUGAUAAACACUGCCUGUACUUUCAGUUAUCUUUUAACCCUGGGUCAUCAGACGGUCAUUUUUUAGCACUAUCUUCCUUCCCAUGCCAUAUGGAAACAGACCAAUAAGCAACUGGGAAGCUUUUAAAUGGGGUAUGUUGGUGAACCUGACUCUGGUGGUAAAAGGUAAAGGUAAAGGGACCCCUGACCGUUAGUUCCAGUCGCGGAUGACUCUGGGGUUGCGGCGCUCAUCUCGCUUUAUUGGCCGAGGGAGCCGGCGUACAGCUUCCGGAUCAUGUGGCCAGCAUGACUAAGCCGCCUCUGGCGAACUAGAGCAGCACACAGAAAUGCCGUUUCCCUUCCCGCUGGAGCGAUACCUAUUUAUCUACUUGCACUUUGACAUGCUUUUGAACUGCUGGGUUGGCAGGAGCAGGGACCGAGCAACGGGAGCUCACCCCAUUGUGGGGAUUUGAACCGCCGACCUUCUGAUCGGCAAGCCCAAGAGGCUCAGUGGUUUAACCCACAGUGCCACCCACGUCCCUCGACUCUGGUGAUUAUUAUGCUCCAAAUAAUUUACUUUUCCGGUAUAAUUACCUACACCAUGUUAUUUCAGUUCGUGACAAGGACUUAUGAUUAUUGAACAUUGGCAAGGGAUACUUGGAGUUCUGACCAUUCUUCUUUUCCUUCUAGGAGACUCGGCCUCUGUGAUAGAUGCUAUACAGUCAAGCUUUGACUCUUCCAUUCAUAGUGUGCAUGCCCCAGCUGGGUCAGAUCCUGGUACUGAUCAUCCACUGCCUACAGAGUUCUCCCAUCAGCCUUCCAGAGACUGCUUCAAUCAGGGCAGCAUGGUCUGCCCUCAGUUGGAACUACGUACUCCAACUCCAGAGCCAAGAGAAGGCACUUUUGAGUCUUCCGCUCCUCCUAAGACAGCAGAGCAGAGUCACGUAACCCCAGAAUGGCCAUCCAACAUCCAUUCUGGUGAGGGGAGAUCUCCAAAAUGUGUACAGACACUGAUGGAAAGAUUUGAUUCAAAGGAACUUGGUGUAAGUCAAGACCAACUCUCGCCUAGCUCUUUGGCUCAUGGAAAAGAUGAAGAAAGCAUAAGUCAAAAAAUCAGUUCUUCAGCUGUCCUUCUUGGAGGAGAAAAAGAUUGUUUCUUUAUAGGAUCUGAAACAUUAAAAGAGAUCCAGAAAAUUCUGGCAGAGGCAGAAACUAGGAGCCCAAGCCGAAACUUUAAAUCCGCCUCAUCCAUCUCCUCCACAGACCUGGACAGUUCAUUAAAGCAAAUGAAAAAGAUGGAUGGCUCCGGAGAUUCUGGAUUGUUCAAGGGGAGCAGCCCAGGAAUUCAGAGAAUGUGGUCGUGGGAUGAGACGCUGGCUAGGCAAAGUGUUCACAGUUACAAUGUGCUCCCCAAAACAGCUAGCUUCACUGGUAGCUUAAAAUGUGAUGGUCAGCCAGCUGCUGAUGUCCUCAGCAAUGAUCAGAUUCUGCCAGAAGAGUCUAUGCCACCCUCCCAAGUAACGGUUGAAGAACAUAGGACCGUGAAGCCUGUUAGGCGAUCAGAGCCUGAAGGCUGCAAUAGUGCCACAGUAAAUAAAAGCUUGCCCAUCUUUGUAGACAGUGCUGCAGACAGCAAGUUAUUUACUCCCAAAGAUCUCAAAGAAUUAGCAGCUGCGUCUAGCGCAGGGUCCUUAGACAGCGCCUCUAAUAUUUGGGAGGAAGGUCAGCAAGUCUUGCAGAAAACCAGGAAAGAAAUGGGUGGCAGUCAUGGAAGUGGAAACAGCAGCAGUGUGGACUCGCUGGGUAUCAAAGUGAAGAAUCUUCUGCGGUGUGAACGUCCCGUUUUACACACAACACAGUGGGGGGAGGGGGAGAAGCACAAUGAACAUAGUCAGAAACAAGUCUCAGCUGGAGCCCGUGUAGCCUGUAGCAAAGGGGAUCUUGCAUCCCAAGAGAGUGAGAACAGCAGUAGCUUGGACUCGCUGGCUGCUCGUGUCAAAACGCUUCUGGAAGACGAACGCCCUGUAAUGCAUGCAGCCCAGAUACUUCAGAGUGCUGAGGAGGAAGAAGAAAAAGCACAUGGUAAGUAAUUGAACCGCAGGAGUUCCAUGAAGCACAAUUGCUAUUGUUUAAAUGUAAAAGAAGUCGAAGUAUUUCCCCAGGAAUCAGUGAAAAUAUCAGUCUAAUCAGAAAUCAAUCCUGCAAAAUUUUAGCAGAACAUAAGUUAAUAUUGCUGUCUUUCAAACUCCCUGUUUAAUAACCGUUCUUGGUUUGUGUGUCCAUAGCAGUUACCUUAAUAGAACGUGGACCACCUGCCAACACAUUAGCAACUUCUACUCUCAUUUUCUGUGAUCUCUCUGGCAGCCUGGGUGAAACUGAAGCUGACUCUUCAACCUGCAGACGCCGAGGCUGAUCUAAACGAGGAAGACCGGCGGAUGAUAGAAGAGAUCAAGAGAAUGCAGCUUUUGAGUGCCAGGAAAGCUGGAAAUGUUAAGGUAAGAAGGAACCAGGGGAAACCAGGAGGCAGAUUUAGGUAGCAUUGUAGGGUUAGGACAGAAUUACAAGCUUUGGCUUGUGGACAAGCAUCUUACAACUGCUGAAUAAAAAAAAAAAAAGUGUUGCACUAAUUGGAACAAUAAUGUGGAAGCAAUAAUUUCUUCCCAGUGGUGUGGUUUUACCAUGUGCACAGUCCUGGUGACCUUUUAAUAGCAUCUCCACAUAGCUUGGGAUUUUUGGAAACUGGAUGACUGGUUAAAACAUUUAUAAUAUGCAUAUUAUGGAGGUCACCUUUUCCAGUAUGUGCCCCGCAUUUGGAAGGCUAGCUCUUCUUGACUGCCGUGCAAGUCAGAAUGUCUGUUUUGAGAAGUCUGGUCUUUUCUGGAUGUUACGGGGACUGAAGCAGAGACUUUGCAUGCAAAACAUGCACUCUGCCACCCAACUAUAGCCCUUCUGGUGUGAGCUGAAUAUGCAGCUUGGUUGUACCAUAGCUAGCACAGCUUCAGCUGUUAGUGUUAUGGGCAGUGUGCACGCAUACAUUCUGAACCAUGGUUUAGUGUUGUGAGGAUGAGACAUGGAAGAGUAUGGCCAGGAGGAAGACUUGGGUAGAGUUUAGUCUCACUUUUACAGACUCCCAGCUUAGCAUUAUGUUUGAAGCAAGGAACCUAGUUUAAGCUAAUAAGAUUCAUAACAAGGAUGGUUACUCUGUUCUGUCGCUGACUGUGCUAUUUUAAUGAUGGAAUUCUUCUAAUGUAUUCGUGGGUUUUUAAAAAAAAUCUAUAUCUGCAGUAUUUUAUUGCCUUUAAUUUGUUUCUGUUUUGCUUGAAAUAUUUGUGAACCGCUUAGAGGUUUUUCUGAGAUGUGAAGCUGUAUACAAGUUCCCUAAAUAAAACAGAUAACAAGCCAAGUUCAAGCCAGGUGUAAAGUUGUCUUGUUAUGAAACUUAACAGAGCUUGUUUUAAAUUGGGGCUCCUGGUUCAAGCAUAAUGCUAAGCAGGGAUUCUGCUAGAGUGAAACUAAACUUUGCUAAAGUUGUCAUGCUGGCCACAUGGUAGAAGGAGGGGAAGAACACAAGCUUGAUGUUUGGCAUGGACUCAUCCAUGUAGCGCUAAAACGUACCAUAUUUUUCGCCCCAUAAGACGCACUUAGUUUUUUGGGGGGGAAAUAAAGGGGAAAAAAUUUAUUUCCCCCCCAGGCGCGGGGGAAGCCCGAGCUUCCCCCAACCCCAGCCCCCAGAACAGCCUGCUAUCCGCAAGCCUAGGGAGCCUGGCGGGAAGUCGCGCCGGUCUCCCCAGGCUUGCAGAGAGCUGCGCGAAGCCUGGGCGCGCUCUUCAGCGCGCCCCAGGCUUCGGAAUGCAGGCAGCUCUGCGCAAGCCUCAGGAGACCGGCGCAACUUCGCGCCGGGCUCCCUAGGGUUGCGCAGAGCUGCGCGAAGCCCGGGACUGCAGGCAGCUCUGCACAGCCCUUGGGCGACCGGCGCGAAGUCGUGCCGGUCUCCCAAGGGUUGCGCAGAGCUCUGAAGCCUGGAGAGCGAGGGCCGGUGCACCGACCCUCUCCUCCAGGCUUGAACAGCCUGCAUUCGCCCCAUAGGACGCACACACAUUUCCCCUUCAUUUUUGGAGGGGAAAAAGUGUGUCCUAUAGGGCGAAAAAUACAGUAACUCAGUAUUACAAGCAAAUUUGGCCUAUUGUCUAUUUAUUAGCAGCAGAUCAUUAGUGUUUGUGUGACACACAUACAGACUUUCUAUCUUCAAGGACUCCUGUCAGAUCCCUGUCGGUGAGGAUCUAGUGUUUUAUCUUUAUCUCGGCAGUGAAACUGACAUUAGGCUUGUUGUAUGUAUGCAUUCAUGCGUGUGCAUGCAUGCGCAGACACAUUUUUAGUUUUUUGUUGUACUGUAAUUAGCACAUCUUACAUUGCAGUUUAGGAACGCAGGUGGCGCUGUGGGUCACGGAGCCUAGGGCUUGCUGAUCAGAAGGUUAGCGGUUCGAAUCCCUGUGAAAGGGUGAGCUCUCAUUGCUCUGUCCCUGCUCCUGCCAACCUAGCAGUUCGAAAGCACGAAGUGCCAGUAGAUAAAUAGGUACCACUCCGGCGGGAAGGUAAACGGUGUUUCCGUGUGCUGCUCUGGUUCUCCAGAAGCGGCUUAGUCAUGCUGGCCACAUGACCUGGAAGCUGUACGCUGGCUCCCUCAGCCAGUAAAGCGAGAUGAGCGCCGCAACUCCAGAGUCGGGCACGACUGGACCUAAUGGUCAGGGGUCCCUUUAACUUUUUACAUUGCAGUUUUAUUGUAGUUAGUUAUGAAAACCAGACAAUAGAUUGUAUGUUGUCAAUUGAAAAGCAUAAACAGGAAAUAAGUGAGACUUCCAUAGCUGAAUACCUGCUUUCCUUAAUAUACUCAAAAUCCAAAGGAGCCGUAGUAAUCUGCCCCACAUUUUGAGGGCAAGUUCACACAGCUGGUGUCAUAGUCACCAAUGAUCAUUUCCUCUUUCCAUCCCAGCUUUGCUUCCAUUAUGGAUUAUUGCCAGAAAUGAUAAGACAUUGAUUCUGAUGAAUCGCCAUAUAUAAUGCCAGAUGCCAGUAACCAUUCACUUCCACCCUGCCAGUUGAUAAUAAAUAAUAUAAUUAAAGUUUUUACCCAUUCUUAGUUUUAUUAUAUUAAGUCUCCUACACACUGCCUAGAGAUGACUGUAAUUAAGCAGCUUACAAAUUGUUGAAAUGACAUAAAAAAAAUCCUUCCCUAUCUUGCUGCAAUGGGUAUGAAAGCUGUGCCCGCUGUCAUCAGAGGACCUAUGCAGAAGACCUGAUUUUCAACACCUUCAUGUCACACUGAUUUCCCUUUCCCCACCCAGCAUGCAGCAAUGGGGAAGAAAACUGGGCCAGUGGCGGAUCUUGGGGUCUCCAAUGUCCGUGGCGCCUUGUGCGACGCAGAAAUUCAGCGCCCCUCUGCUUCUCGCACUCCAUUCUAAAUUGUAGUUGCGGCAUCCCUGGCCGCACACCCUUUUUUUAUAUAUAGAAUCAUAGAAUCAUAGAGUUGGAAGAGACCACAAGGGCCAUCGAGUCCAACCCCCUGCCAAGCAGGAAACACCACCAGAGCACUCCUGACAUAUGGUUGUCAAGCCUCUGCUCAAAGACCUCCAAAGAAGGAGACUCCACCACACUCCUUGGCAGCAAAUUCCACUGUCGAACAGCUCUUGCUGUCAGGAAGUUCUUCCCAAUGUUUAGGUGGAAUCUUCUUUCUUGUAGUUUGGAUCCAUUGCUCCGUGUCCGCUUCUCUGGAGCAGCAGAAAACAACCUUUCUCCCUCCUCUAUGUGACGUCCUUUUAUAUAAGGCUCUGCACCCUGUACACGCUCCCCUAAAUCGGCCUUUUACUGGGCCUCCUUCUUCUCAGCUGAUGCUCACCGAUGAGCUAAGGAGCAGAGAGGGACCUCCUCAUUGCCAUGAUGGGGAUAAAAAUAUCCCCGCCCCCAGCCAAUCUGCAUGAAUUAGCUUUGUGGUGUGUUUUGUGUAACUCUGUGUAUGUAUAGCUUUUGUGUGUGUUUAUAGGUUUUGCCCCACCCACCACUGGGAAACAGCUCCUGACCACGGAUCCCGAGGAAAUGCACACCCACCCCUACCUUUCAAAUGCUAGUUUGCCUGCUUAUGAAACUUCCGCCACUAUGGAAUAUAUAUUGUCCAGAGUGGGCAGGACAGCCUUGACCUUAUUCCCAGGUGUUGGCAUAGAAUCAUAGAAUUGUAGAGUUAGAAGGGACCAACCCCAUGGAAUGCAGGAAUCCCCUUCAGAAGAAAUGGAAUGAGCCUCAAGUGGCUGCCUAGGGCAUAUCCCACCUCCAUACGUGCUUUCAGGGUUACUCAUACAGCUUGCUCUCAAACAAUAACUUUACAGAUUUCCUGGCCUUCCAUAUACCCGAAGGAGCGUCUCCACCUUCAUUGUCCAGCCUCCUCCUCUGAGGGUCUUCUGCUGAUACCCUCAUUGACAGAUGUGAAGUUACAGGGAACCAGGCAGAGGGCCUUCUCGGUGGUGGCGCCCGCCCUGUGGAACGCCCUCCCAUCAGGUGUCAAGGAAAUAAAUAACUAUCUGACUGUUAGAAGACAUCUGAAGGCAGCCCUGUUUAGGGAAGUUUUUAAUGUGUGAUGUUUUAUUCUGUUUUUAAUAUUCAGUUGACAACCGCCCAGAGUGCCUGUGGAAACCCAGUCAGAUGGGCGGGGUAUAAAUAAUAAAGUAUUAUUUACCUUUUUACAUUGCAGUUUUAUUGUGGUUAGUUAUGAAAACUUCCCUUUAAAGGGAAGUUUUUAAUGUUUGAUGUUUUAUCGUGCUGGGUAAUAACAGUAAUAAUAAUAAUAAUAAUAAUAAUAAUAAUUCAUCUCAGGGAUGCUUCUGCUGGCUUGUUUCUUGAAUAUUUUUUAGAAAGCACAUUUGAGGUCUGUAUCUGAUUAUUCAAAAGUUCAAACAUGCACCUUAUCCAGUCAUUUUCAGUCCUGCCCAUGUCUUUGAUAGACAUGUAUGACAAAGUAAUGUGAGAAGCGACUGUGCCUCUUGACGUUGGGGGUGCAGCAGUGGUGGUGAGGAGUAGGGAGACCUUUUGUAUUAAAGAACUCCUUAAUGCCAGCAGCAUCUUGGCUUUGCGUUCUUGAAUAACUCAUAGAUAUAAAUGCCUGUUGAUUUUGUACCUGUUUGUCUUGUCUGUUCCCAGCGUAAGAGAACAAUGCCUCUGCCUCUGGUGCUGACGUGGGGGUGAGGUGAGGCUUUGCAGCAUGUUUUGAAGCGUUGAGUAAUGCACCUGAAUACUGUUUUUCUCUAAUUGCUUCCAAGAAACAAUUUUCACUCCAGGAAGCUGGAGUUGCUGAAUUUUCUGCAUGCAUCUGAAAGAGGUUCCUUGUUUGUUUGUUUGACUGACAGUUUGCUGUGUGAUCUUUGCUCUGAAAAGACGUGUUUUGUUUCAGCCUUUCUUACUGAAGCAGGCUGGUGUUUUUUGUUCUUUGUUUUUACUUGUGCCAAAUAAGUUGUUUUUACUACAUCAGGUAAACAAGAGGAUAUCUCUUUGCAUUUAUUGUAUUGCUGCCUCCAAAGGAAUAAUGGCAGCUUUUAUAAUUUCUCUCUCUGGCUCACAAAAGACUUGACGUUAACUGCAGAAAAGAUGAGAAUUUUUAUUCUAUUUUAAUGGGCAAUCUUCAUCCGUAGCAUGCCCAAAAGUGUGCUUCGUUUCAGUAAAGCUGCAAACCUCACAUGCCAGGGGUUUUCUUUAUUCCUUUUUAGGAAGAGAGCCUAGUGGAGUUCAAAGCUUACGCCGUUCUCUUUUGCCCAUGCAUUAUUUAGAUUGGCAUUUCAGUAAACAGAUUAAACUGGGUGACACUGGAGCUGUUGGAAAUAGUCUUCAAAUCUAGAUUAGAAAUUGCCUGCCUCUGUGAAGCCAUCCACAGGUGCCUCUGCAAAUAAACCACCUAUCAGUAAAGUGUAGAAUUAAAUGUUGCCUUUAACUGACGUUUAAUAAAACCUUUACAUUUUUAUUGUGCUGAUUGCAAGAACGUAGACCUACUUUGUGCAUCAGGCAGAUCAGUCUUUUCAUAAAUGCCAUUCUGCUGAACUGUAUAAGGAGCACCAGAGAACAAUACACAUUUGGGUGGUGAUACUGCAGUUUUCUCCCUGGGGAAAUCCACCAAGCUGCCACAUUUUUAGAUAGAUUCUGAAACUGGGAGGGGUGGGUGGGACUACAGUAAGCCUCAACUUGUGUGCAUUUAACUUGUGUGCAUUCAGCAUGAUGCACAUGGCAAAAUAAAAAAGGUAAAAUUAAACAAGGGGAGGAAAGUAGUUCUAGGAAGAAUGACUUUGGCAAUCCCACCUGCCAUUGAAUCUAAUGGGUUUUGACUAUAUGCAGCUUUUGGCUUUAGGCACAAUUCCCAGAAUGUUAUCCGAUAUUAAUAAUAAUAAUAAUAAUAAUAAUAAUAAUAAUAAUUGCCCUUCAACACAAGAUCUCUGAAUAAUAUUGUUGAAGGCUAACCUGUAGGCUAACUGUAUUAUUAUUAUUCCAAAAGGUUCUUAAUGACAAACUUCCCUGUUCUUUUGAUUUGUUAGAUUUUUCUACUGAUGUCUAUUAAUUGCUUGUUCUUUGAUCUUGAUGAGUUUUUUUAUGUUUGGACUUUGCAAGCAGCCUUGAAAAUACUUUUAUUUUUAAAUGCAGGAUCUAAGUGAUAGAAAUUUGUUAGAAGUGUCAGAAGGAAGUGGUGGGAUAGCAUUGGUGCCUUCACAACUUUUGCUUGUGUAGUCAUAUUUUUCUGAUUUGGGUUGUUAAACUCCAUCCCUAUUUUAUAUGUGCCACUAAAUCCGGGCUCACUUUGACUCUCUCUGUCUAUGGUGACAUCUUGGCAUGUUUGGAGGCAGUCUGACGCCAAGUUGGGACUUGGAGGCAAGAGAUUUGGUCCACUUCUUUUUCUAUUCUUUAAAGUUAAAGAUUUGUUGAGGUUUAGAUUAGGAAGCCUUCUGUAAGACAAAGUCCUCUGAUCUUCUUAAUUUGGCAGUUGUUUGUACAUGCAGGAUUCAUUGGUUUUAUCUCUGCCCCAUUGAUUGUGACAGAUCAAAUAUAAAAAUAUUUACAUUAAUUUGUUGAACUGAUUUUGCUGUUGUGGAUCUGUACUAUUAAAGUAUGCACUUUCUGUUUGUCUCGGAUUCUUGACAGGAUGGGCUGCGGGGAAACAGCUAUGAAAGAAUUUCUAGCUGCAGUUCUAUUCUGAAGACAGACACAGAACUCUCAAAAACUUCAAGUGACAGUGAGCUGCAAAAGGACAUUCGGAUACAAGACUCCCAACUAGCUGAAUGCCCUGUAAUAAGUGCAGCCCAGCCUAGGGUGGUAUGUGGAACUGACCGUGCCCUUCCGGAUGACUCUGAGAUUACGUCUUUGACCAGUGACCAAAGUCAUUUCAGCGACCAGCCGCGGGCACACUCAGAAAAUCUCUCAGACUCCAGCCACAAUGUUCACACUCCCUUGCCUAUCGCCACAGACACAAGUCUGAAGGGGCUGACAGGUACCACCAAGGCAGCCACAGGAAAAGAAGCAAGUGCCUCAGCACAGGCAAAAUUGGCUGCGGACACCUCUUCUACAGAAUCUGCUAAACAAAUUACAUCCAUUACUUUUGCAUCCCGUAAAAGGACAUCGUCUUCCCAGGUGCCCUGUGCCAGCAUUCCUGAAGCCAUUCCUUUGGAAACCCAGUCGAUUGGCAGUGAACAGCUGGAGUCUAGUAAGCUGCAUGUGGGAACUCCUCAACCCUGCGCUUCUGCGAGCGUGACAGCCGUUCAUGCGCCAGAUAAGAGUGUUGAAUUUCGUCCAGGUGGAGACAGCCAUCGUCAUGUGCCCAUGGUUGUCAGCAAGGAGGCAUAUCCUCAGGAAAAGAGUUCUGCCUCUAUGGAGAAUUCCCAGCCGAUUUGCACUGAUCAAAAGGUCCACUCAGUUACAGAGAAUCGGGAAGAAACCCAGGCUGCAUACCAAGGCUUUACUAGGCUAAAUAGAUACGACAGGCCUUCAGUUAACACUUCUGAUAAUAAAUUUAACCCAGGAGAAACUAUGGGUGAUCCUCUCCGUCCCGUCAACCCACCUCAACAAAAGGCAGAGGAUGCUUCUCAAGAUGUCUCGAGAAGCUUUGCUGGUAUUCCUAAGCCACACUUUCCUCCAGGCAGGGAAAGUACGUUGACAAAAGAGAGCAAAUCUGCCUCUGAUCAAUAUUUAUGCAGGGCUGAAGCCAUGGACACUGGAAGCAGCAGCCUGUUAUCCGCUUCCUCUCCAGAUCACAUUUCAACGACCAUUCCAGUCUCUCCUUCAUCACCAACCCGGAAAGCCCUGUCUGGUGUCCAUAUGACCCUCUCUCCAAAGCAUGUGGAAUUGCCUCUUCCUAGUUUAAUAGAUGCUGGUGCUGAAAAGAGACGAGUUGGUGGAUUUAAAAGCGACCCUCAUCCAGCAACUUUAAAUGAUCCGAGUCAUUCGUUAGAAGCGACCUCUAAUUUGAAACCCACAGAACGUUUCACAAGCACCCAGGAUUCUGCAUACUUUCCAAGGUCUCCUACACCAGAUUCCCACUUUAAGCAUUCCCAUGUUCCAGUUGUAGCAAAACCAGCCCCAAGUCAGGAGCCACUGGAGAUCAGGCAGAUUUUCCCAGUUACAGACCGAGGAAGCACAAGAGUACCGGGUUCGUAUUGGCAGAGUCCCGAAGAGAACUUAAAAACCACAGCCUCUUCCCAAACAGAAAGGAUGUCGUCGGAUGCCAUCACUCAAAUAACAACAGAAAGCCCUGAGAGGGCAACCUAUUCUGCAGAGAUAUUUGUUAGCAAUGACAGCGGUGACGUGGAAGCUCUGAGACCUUCUCAUCGAAAGAGUCAUGAAAUGCUAGGUUCUACAGCUGCUCCCAUGAGCCACAUCUCAGUUUUGAACAGGCAGGCUGGUGAGAAGUUUAAUUUACUGUCCUUUGAUCUGAAGAGCUAUGCCUAAUGAGCAAGGCAGCCUUGUUCAUAUUAUAUAUUAUCCCCUCUCAGUUGUGAGACCUACUUUCUCCUUGAGGGAUAUUUGAGUAAAUCUACCAGUUUAGCUUGUGAAUCCACUGCCACAUUUUCUGUGGGAUGGAAAAGUCAUACAAGGCAGGUGAGAGCCUUGUUCCUUGCAGACCUGUACAUGGACCGAAGUGUAUACGUUUAGGAUCCUAGCUAUGCCAACAGAUUAUAAGGUUAAAGUAGUAUCGCAUUUGGUGCUAAGUUUGCGUCCUUGUCUUGUCCACCUUGCUUUCCAUGCCUGCAGGUACGCCAAGGUUGCUGCCAUAUAAACCACCUGGGAGCUCAGAGAUGUACUACGUUCCCUGUCCAAAAGAAACCCUCAGACUCUCACGGGUCCGAUCAGAGACUACCAUGGAGAGCUCCCACUCAGGUAUUUCCUGUUGCUCCAAACUUUUAUCUAAGCUGCUCAGUACCAUGGCUGUUCUCAGCAGAGCCAAGGAACUGACUUUGCAUAAAAUGCAAGAGCGUAAGCAGUUUGUUGUGCUGUGUUUAAAUUUGUUGAAUAGAGUUGAACUGCAAUAGUCUAGAUUUACAACAGUUGUCGAGCAGAAACAGAACUCGUAUGCGUGCUUCAUUUAAGCUUUGCCUUUUGGUUUGAAAUGGCUUUUUAGAUUUGAAUGACAGGGGGAACAAUUUAGUAGCUAGAAAGGCAGCACGAUUUCUUUCUACCAAUGUUGGUGGGCCCCAGAUGUUUUUAAUUUUCCUGGUUCUGCUUUGAACUGCUGCAUCAUUCCAGUUCUUUCUCUCCCUCCAGCAGUGUUUCCCUCUUUUGUUCCAGUUUUCUAUGUGUUUUUAUCUUUAGGUAAGGUAUCAGUGAAGUAUUCUGGGAAGCAGUUCAAUGUUCAGUUUAAACAGAUACCCAAAAUGUUUGCGUUGCCUGUAUUUGUACAAGAGCUUAGUUAACCUGUACUCUGUACAUACUCAGAGGCAUGCUUGCCUUUAUUACUACUUGACCUGUAAAGUAGUUCUGAAUAAUGCUGAGUCCUGCCACUGAAUGGGAAACAGAUUCUUUCUCGUUUGGACCAUCUUUCUAAGGUGUUGGACGGUGCUUCUUAUUUGUUAAGUUCAAUCACAAGACUGGCAUGAAUUUAUUAGUCUUUCUUCCUCAAAGCAGGCAAUAGCUUUGAGCUUCUCCCUGAUGGAAAAGAUGACCUGGUCAGAAUUAGACCUCACAUGCUUUUAGGUUCUGUUGUUUGCCUAUCCUGUUUGGUUGGAACCGGAACCAAGAAGACAUAGCUAGUGGUUGGAACUCUGUGAACGUAGUUCUGUAAUGUUCAGUUUGUAAGUUUAUUGUUCUAGCUGAAAGUCAUGACAAACCUCUAGCAAAUAAUACAGAACAUUCAUCCAUAGUAUAAGCCAACAUCCCUGAAGUAUGAGAGAGAAGAUACCAGAGACACCAUCUAGCUUGAUUUCAGAUUAAACCUCCAAAUCACCACAACUUGAAGUGAUUCAAUCUAACUCAUUAUUCCUGUGUGUUAUGAAGCUAUUGUUUUCACUCAGAAGAAACCCAACCGUUUCUGCCAGGGUGUACCUGUUUGCUUGUGUGAACAGAGGUUUCAAAAAGCCGUCUCUUGGAUCUCUAAAUAAAAGGCAGGCUAACAGAUAAUGAAUGAUCUCUUCCACCUGAGGUUGACCACAGACGCGAAGUCUGUCUACAUAGGGGACCUUGUUGUAGCAUCCGUCCAAGACCGCAGUGGAGUUCAGUAACGAAGAAGAAGAAGAAGAAGAAGAGUUUGGAUUUGAUAUCCCGCCUUUCACUCCCUUUAAGGAGUCUCAAAGCGGCUAACAUUCUCCUUUCCCUUCCUCCCCCACAACAAACACUCUGUGAGGUGAGUGGGGCUGAGAGACUUCAGAGAAGUGUGACUAGCCCAAGGUCACCCAGCAGCUGCAUGUGGAGGAGCGGAGACUCAAACCCGGUUCCCCAGAUUACGAGACUACCGCUCUUAACCACUACACCACACUGGAUGCUUGUAAUCCUAGAAAGCAUACAUCCAUUUUUAAAAAGAACUAAAUUAACUGAUAGAGUUGGAAUAUGUCUCGUUUAAUUGGGAAAAUGUUAGGUGACCAAGUGCUGUUGACCCAGAAUAUAAAUCUGCUUCCGUUGUAGACUUUAGAACUGUUACAACACAGAAACAUGCUGCUGCAGGAUGUUUAUUUUCUCUGUGUCUUUUUUUUUAAUGUACUUUUUCUUUCCCAGUCCUCUUUCUCAUAUAUACAUAUAUAUUGGUCUCCCCACUCUCUGUCUCCUAACAGGAUCAAACGAUGCCACCCCUCCAAAAUUUCUAGCACAGGCACUUGGCUCAGGGGAUGAGAUUCCACCAAGUCCUGUAGCUAUCAAGCACAGAGAGGGCAUCUAUAGUAAAAGGGCUUUUCCUAAGGAGGCUUGGACAGGAGAAGAUGCAGGAGCACAGGAAGGUGUCAAAGGUGACUAUUCUUCUAUAUCUCUGAAGGUGGAACAAGACCUGCUUUUGUGGCAUCUGAAUAUUACAGUUUGGAAGCCUCUUAUGUAUUGUGCUAGCUCCGGAGUGUCCCAAGAAUGAUUGUUUUGCUAUGGGAGUUGAAAUAACUUGUUGCUGUUGCUAUAAUCUGCCCUUCACCAAAUGCUUCCAGGGGGAGCUAGAAAAAUAUCUUGGUUGAAAACAAAAACACACUACAGUGGUACCUCAGUUCUCGAAUGGCUUGGCUCCUGAACAAAUCGGCUCCCAAACCGGGAAGUAAGUGUUCCGGUUUGCAAACGUUUUUUGGAAGCCGAACGUCUGACGCGGCUUCCGCUUGAGUGCAGGAAGUUCCUGCAGCCAAUUGGAAGCCGCGCCUUGGUUUUCAAACGGUUUCGGGAGUCGAACAGACUCCCGGAACGGAUUAAGUUUGAGAACCAAGGUAUCACUUUAUCAUUAAAAUAUUAAACUAAAAUUACAAAAUCACACAAUCACAAAAGUAACAGAACAGCAGUUCAGAGCAUCAGUACCGGAGGAUAUUUUUAGGAUGGCAUGAAAAGGAUGCUCUUUUUUAUUCACCAGCAAAAGAUUGUGGAUGAAGAUGAUUUCUGAAAACGAAGGGCAAAAUGAUUAGAUGCUGUGAUCCCUGGAAAAACACCUCGAGCCACAAUUAGUCUUUUUAAUGGGGGGCGGGCAGUAAAUGGUUAACCCUUCCUUCCCCCAACUGUAACCUCCAGGAAGAUCGUACACACCUCUGGCCCAGAAAUCAGACUUAGAAAACGUUACAAACUGUUUUUAUAUAUGUGAGUGUGGUGCUUGCUGUUCCCAUUUGUGGCCAUGGAUCUCCUAUUUUUGAAAUUUUCAAUAUCUCUGUCAGGGAACUGCCAUCAGUGUCUGAGGGAGAGAGCAAGCUCCAAAGGGAUCCCAGAGAGCGUCCCGGGAGUGGGAGAGGCAGCCCGUCUUCUGGGGAAGAGAAUCAACGUAGCUCCAGUGGAGAAGGGGGGCAGAUGGGGGAAUCGGCGAGGCGGUCCCAUGACUCCUUGCCGGGGACCAGCGGGGAGAGGAAGGGUCCUCCGCUGCCUACGCCCUCCUUGCGCAGAAGGCUUCCGCGCAGGGAGAGUAGGAGGAGACUAGGCGUCAAAGAGCUUCUUUGCUGGAAGAAGUUUAAGAAACGCCCACUGACGGAUUCUGCCAGUGAUUGAGACAGGCACGGGCGAGUGGCUGCCCGGACAGGAAAGGUUCACUCAGGCAACCCAGCCAGAGGUUGGGACAAGCUUACGCCCGAGCAACCCCUAGAACCAUUACAAUCUCUAUGGUAGUUUUUGUUAUGUGAAUGGUGCCACAGACCCGCUGGGUGUGUUAGGCAAACUCCCUGGGGUCCAUGGACCACCAAUUGGGAACCACUGCCUUAAACCAAUGCUUCUGUUCUGGACCCACUGCUUGGCAACAUAACUGAACCCAGAAACCUGGUCUUCUCUUUGUGCUCUUUCACUCAGUAUCCUCUGGCAGUGCAGAACGAGCCAGCCAAAGUUUCUCUCACUGCCGAAGGAAGGAAAGAAAGGUGUUAAACAGAAUCUGCAAAUGCCAAAAGAAUUAGAGCAGAACAACGUAGUAUUUUAGGGAGAGUGUGGACAGAAUAUAUGAGCUUUUCCAUGCAAACUUUAUAGGUUCGUAACUGGCUGCGUUUCCACAUUAAAAAAUCUCAGUGCGGCAACAUGCUCAGAAGCCGAAGGAGAAUUCUUGCCUUUGUGCCUUUGAUCAGCUCUUGCCAUGGAGUGACAUACAGAACUCUUGAAAUGUUAGUAUUAGAAGGAAGGGAGGACAGAAGAACGUUGGGGAGAUGAGCACAUUAAAAAAUGUUCAUGCCUCGGGCGAGGGUGUGUGUGGAGAGCUGUGUGUUCUGCCAGAGAGGGGGCGGGGGGAAAAACCCAGCCUAUAACUAGAUAAUCUAAAUUCAAUGGUCCGAAUAAAUGCAGGCAGCCGUCCAUUUUGCACAGCCUUAUUUUCAGCUUGAGGAAAGAGUUUGUGCUACUGUUUUAUUUUCCUGACAAGAUUCCACAAGCCUAGGCAUAAGCAAUUAUUUUUGUUGUUGGUCUAGCAGAGGAAUGGACAACUGCUUGCACAGAGAAACUAGUCUUCUCUGAGUUCAUUUAUACAACUCCAUUUAUUACUGUUAUUAUUGCUCUGGCCCAUAAACGGACUUGGAAGUGCAUUGAAAUGGAUUUUAACCGUUGUGCUUAUUAAUUUUAUUUGUUUCACUUCCCUUGUGUUUAUGUUUUUCAUUUUGUAUUGUUGCUUUUUCAUUAUAUUUAUCUUCUUUUUUUGUAUAAUUUGUAUUAUUUUUGUUGGCCGCCUUAAGCACAGUUGUCUUGUUUUUAAAGUUACUUUUUUCAAGGUACGCUUUGACACGUUCUUCUAAUUGUAUCUCACCUUGGCAGAGUCCUGUUUUGAAAGGCAGCAUACAAAUCCCCAAAUUAAUGGGUGAAAAUAAAAUAAACUAAACAUGUAAGGAGACUGCGCCUAGAGUUGAUGAAUAGCACUGUCAAUUUAGAAUGAGAACCAUCAUGUAUUGUAGCUGUUUCUUUCCAGCCGAGCUUAAAUAUUUCAUUUUCUUUUCCCUUCCUUUCCCCCUUUAGGAAGUCCCAAAGUCCCAAAUCCCUUGGAAUCUGUGGCAGCUACCCAUUCAGUGUUCAGAUCGGCUCAGUUUUACCUGCAUCACCCAGUGCCUCUGCAGCAUGAAAUUGACUUCCUUGCUGGGAAUGAUGGCUUGGGACAGUAUGCAGUGCAAGAGCGCCCAGCCCUUCCUUCAAAAGACAUCUUCCAGUACGACGGAACAUCCAGAAGAGGUCAGGCUGUUUUCUCUCCGCACCAGCCAACAGGAGAGGAGAGGUUUUCCCCACCAAAUUUUGAGCCAGAUUACAGUGUGCUGGAGGAAUUGAGGUUCAACGAGACUUUGGAGAGAGGCUCUCCAAGUAAGGAACUACAACAGCCUGAUGGGAGGAAAAGUGGCCACAAAUUGUCCAAAGACCAGCUUCUUCCAAGCAGCCAAAGGAGCAGCUUAAAAGAGAAGCGGGUAGCCGAUCUCCCAGCGACGCAAAGUGCUCCUUUCACAGGCAGUUUAGAUGAACUCUGGGCUAAAUACCUGGAGCGUCAGAGGCAGCAUCAGCAACGUAGUCCGAGUGGCAGCAGCAGAAGUGAGCUGUCUCUAGUAGAGCGACUUGAUAGAUUAGCCAGACUUCUGCAAAACCCAGUUAGGCACACCAUGGUGCCUGUCAAGGAUGAAGAUGUCCAUGUCCAAGUGGAACCAAAGGGAAAAGAGUCAAAGAAGAUCAGUUCCCAAGGAAAUAAGGCAUACAAAGGUAGAGUUGCAAUCCAUAGCCCCAGAGGAAAGGUGGAAGAGAGCCCAGAGGCCACCAGCAAUACACGGCUAUCAAAAUCUAGGCAUUAUAAAGUUGGCAGCGCCACAGCUCUUUACCACAUGGAUAGAAAUAUGGAGCAGCAUCGGAAUUCGGCAAUUCUGAGCGACACCUCUUCUGAAAUGAGGCCUGUGAAAGAUUCCAUCGUGUUAACCGACAUCACCUCCGAUUCAGAAGUGACUCAGCCCGAGACGGACACUGCGUCUCGGACCGAGGCAAGUGUUUCCGUUUCCACGAUCGACACAGAGAGGUUGAUCCGGGCCUUUGGGCAUGACAGAGUGCAGGUGUCUCCCAAACUGUCCCAGCUCUACAGCGCCAUCCGACACCAGAAGACGCGCUCAGAGAAGUAUGCCAAGGGGAGCAGGAAAGACAGGGCAGCAGAAUACCAAAGAACGGCUCAUGCUGAGCCAAAAAGAAAAGAGACCCAGGUAAGUAUAAUAAAUAAUAAUAAUUAAUUUUUAUUUAUACCCCGCCCUUCCCGGUUCAAAAACUGGCAUCAGGGCGGCUAACAACAAAUUUAAAACACUUAAUUGUAAAAGCAGCAUAAAAUACAGUAUAAAAACAUGAAUAACAAAAUUCAAAGUUCAGAAAUCAAUUUAGGGGAAAUCCAUCUAAUAAGCAUUAGAUAGUCACCAGGGCUAGCUGGCUGAAUUAGUCCUACUUGGGCCAGAGAGGAGGCCAGGGGAGAAUUAGCUGUGGGGUCUCAAAGCGGGUGAUCUUCAUAAAAGGGGAGGGGGAGGGAAGAGAAGAGAAGGGAAAUAAAAGAUCAGGCUGAAUUCAAAUUAAAGGCCAGGCGGAAUAGCUUUGUCUUACAGGCCUGACAAAAAGAGGUUAAAUCCUGAAGGGCCCUGGUCUUGUGGGACAGAGCAGUCCCGUAAACAUGAGGGCCCUAAGCCCAAGUAUGUAGCAUAGGAACCUGUAGGGUAAUCCACAGCAAAAAAAAAAAAUACUGUGAUCUAUUAUCUGCAUAAAACAGGUGUAAGGAAAGAGUGACAACUAGCCUUUAAUUUGAAGAUCAGCUAAGCUAGGUGGGCGGAGGCAGGCUAAUCUUCAUUGGGGUCUCUCUGUCUUUCUCCUCCUCUGCAUCAGCUGAGCUCAGGCCUCUGCGUGUAAGAGUAUGGAAAGGUCAGCCUUGUUGUCCUUUAGCUUUCAUAAGCAGCAGGUGAAAUGGUCUUUAGCUGUGCCUUCAUUGUGCAUCUUUAGACACUGGGCGGAAACGUUCCUCUUCAACCAGGCCUUUGGCUGAUUAACAGCCCAUGUCCUUUUAAAUGUUUUUGUGGGAAUGGGCUUUUUUGUUUUGUUUUGUUUUGUUUUUGUUCUUGUUUUUGUUACGUACUUUGUGGUUUUAUUCUGUGAUUCAUCAUGAUAUCUCAGAACAAAGGGUGGCAUACAAAUUUUAGUAGUAGCAGCAGCAGCAGUAGUAGUAGUAAUAAUAAUAAUAGUAAUUGUAAUAAUAAUAAUAAUCCUGUCAUACUUCAACAUGACAUAAUAAAGGGGGGCAUCAUGUUCCCUGUUGUUGCUAAUUUAUAUGCCAAAGUGGUUUCUUAUAUUGGGGUCUCACCCCAGAUGGCGACCGGUAACUUUCCUUCCAUACUUCCCCACCAAGCUACUUACAUUCAUCCAAGCUGGAAGCCAUGAACAGGGGGGAUAAUUGCCCCAUCCUCACGACCACAGAAGUGACGAUUUCUGAAGGAAGUGGAUGUGGACAUUGUGUUCUAAAAAGCUAGCUGGCUUGUUUCUCAGAGCCAAGGUGGUGCUCUUUGUGUGCGUGUGAGCGAGAUUGGCUGAUUUGAUUCCUUUCCAAACACCGACAAACGAACUUGCAGUCCUCUGAGACCUUCAUGCAUCUGCCUGAUUCUUUCCUUUAGGCAACGGACUCUUUCAUUUCUUCGGAUUCCGUUUCUACCAUCAGCAGCUCCCUUGGACCAAGCCCUGCUCUCAGUAGCAAGCGGAGCAGGCGGAUGUUGAACAAGGCUGUCCAGGCAGGUGAGCAGCCCUCAUCCCGACUCUUGCCUUCAUGUCUGCGCUCUUGCCUUUUUGUUGUGAUCCUUUUCAGAGUCCCUCGCUCUUACUUCAGUCAGCCAGGUGUGCUUGCAGAGCUUUCUCCGCCUGCACAUCUUUGCAGCUCAGAUCCUUUCAAAAAACGGUUAACAAGUUGAACUCUGGUGAAAUGGCACUCCCCUUCCCUCCACGGGCUUCUUUGAUGCUAGCAGGUAGUUCCUUUGUUCGUUCUGUGGGCUUUCUUGACUCUGGCCUCGUAAUAAAUCUUGGGUCAGAGAACUGACUUGUUCUGUGUGGUAUUUUCCCCACUUGCAAGCACAGUCGUAAACGUUCUCACUACUGCAAAUAAUUGUCAGUUCUCUUGCUCAGACGGCUGGAGCUUCACUCCUUAUUUGAUGAUGUGAAUCUUGCUCUUAUCUGUUGUGUGAUUUCUGUUCUGGGACAAAACUUAUCUAAAAACGGAGGCCAGUUAUAUACAACCAUGUACUGUCCUCAUCCCCUAUUGAAACUGGAGCCAUGCACAACCUCCAGUUUUCUGCAGGUCUAUACAUUUUUGGCAGAAUGAAGAGUUUUAGUGUUGAAGGCGGGACCUAAGAGGACAUGUGCUCCAGCCCUCCUUCUCUGAGGCAGGGUGAGGGAUGCAGGAAUUCCACAUUUCAUAAGGCAGGCAUGGUUCUUGGUGUGUUUUGUUUGGUUAAAUCAUGGGUAGGCAAACUAAGGGCCGGGGGCCGGAUCCGGCCAGUUGCCUUCUAAAUCCGGUCCGCGGAUGGUCCGGAAAUCAGUGUUUUUACAUGAGUAGAAUGUGUCCUUUUAUUUAAAAUGCAUUUCUGGGUUAUUUGUGGGGCCUGCCUGGUGCUUUUACAUGAGUAGAAUGUGUGCUUUUAUUUAAAAUGCAUCUGUGGGUUAUUUGUGGGGCAUAGGAAUUCAUUCAUUUCCCCCCCUCCAAAAUAUAGUCCGGCCCCCCACAAGGUCUGAGGGACGGUGGACCGGCCCCCUGAAAACGUUUGCUGACCCCUGGGUUAAAUCAAGGUUCUCCCUGUUAAGAUAUGGGGUCCUCUGCUGCAUCAGGCCAGAGCUCCACCUAGUCUAGCAUUCUGUUCUCAUUCCCGUGCACGUUGGAAAAUGAGUUAGAAGGGUCUUCUGAAAUUUCUGAUCCCAUUGUGUGGUUUCAGCAACAUGUUCAGUGAUUGGACCCAGGCUCUGUGCAGGGCUUCUUGUUCUACAGACUAAUGUAUAUUGGGGGGGAAAGCAAGUGUGUAUAUUCAGAAAACGAACAUGGAAGCACAUGUGACAAAAUCAGUACAUGGAAGAAAUAAAUCCUGUAGCUAGGUGUAAUGGUUCUAGGGGUUGCUCGUGUGUAAGCUUGUCCCAACCUCUGGCUGGGUUGCCUGAGUGAACCUUUCCUGUCCGGGCAGCCACUUGCCCGUGACUGUCUCAAUCACUGGCAGAAUCCAUCAGUGGACGUUUCUUAAACUUCUUCCAGCAAAGAAGCUCUUUGACGCCAAGUCUCCUCCUACUCUCCCUGCGUGGAAGCCUUCUGCGCAAGGAGGGCGUAGGCAGCGGAGGACCCUUCCUCUCCCCGCUGGUCCCCGGCAAGGAGUCAUGGGACCGCCUCGCCGAUUCCCCCAUCUGCCCCCCUUCUCCACUGGAGCUAUGCUGAUUCUCUUCCCCAGAAGACGGGCUGCCUCUCCCACUCCCGGGACGCUCUCUGGGAUCCCUUUGGAGCUGGCUCUCUCCCUCGGACACUGAUGGCAGUUCCCUGACACUAGGCUACUAUAUCUGAUGAUUUUGCUGUGUGUAUGUGUCAGCCUUCAUUCUGCAUAGCUCUUCACACUGUUCAUUGAUGCUUGAGCAUCCUUCAGAAUCUCAAGGAAGGAGAUGUUGCUGCAAGUCCUAGACAUUCCAGUUUCUGUCCAAAAAUACUGUAUAUUUCUCAUAUUUUUAUCUCUUUUUUUAAAAAAUAAUAUUUAUUAAAAUUUCACAAGAAAAAAACCACAUUAAUGAAGAAAAAAUUAACAAUAAAAAGAAAAAAUACAAAGGAAAAAAGGAAAAAACAAUUAAAAACAAUUUCAUCUUUUCCUCACUUCUUUUACAUUUACUUGUUUCUCGGACCUCCUCUUACCUCCCUCUUUGUAUUCUAAUUAAAUAUGUUAAUCCAACAAUUCCUUUCCCUCCUUUUUAAUCCUAAUCUUUAAUCUUGAUAUAAUAUAACUUUAAAUUUUAGAUUUUACAUAUUAAAACCAAUUUUUCCAUAUUCUUUUAGCCUGUACAGCUAGAAACCCCUUAACUUCAAUCCAACAUCAUUGUAACAUUCAUUAAUUUUGCAAUAUUUCUGUAAAUAGUCUUUGAAUUUCUUCCAAUCUUCUUCCACCGACUCUUCUCCCUUCUCAUAUUUUUAAAGACUCAGAAACCAAGAGGAAAGUAAAAAAAGAAGUCAGGAUCUUUGCUUUUCAUAUCUUGUUUCUGUUUUAUUAACUUCGAGCAGGUUUCACAUGUGGAUCUAAUUCCAGAAUUUAAUGCAUCUCUGGGUUAUUUGUGGGGCCUGCCUGGUGUUUUUACAUGAGUAGAAUGUGUGCUUUUAUUUAUAAUGCAUAUAUUAUAUAUAUUAUAUUAUGCAAAUGUGCGUAUUUUUCAAUGUGUCUAGAGCAGACCGUGUCAAGCCAGCCCAUAAUCAGUUUGCAAUGUGUGGCCCUCUGUGGUAAACAUUGAAAAAUCAAUUGUUAAAAUACAAUUAAACACCAGUAGAAUUAAAAUAGAAUUACAUGCAUAAAACCUGUUUAGAACGUACCACUAUCAAAUCCCUUUCUUUUGAACCCCAGGAGACUUUGAGAUUGUGAACAGCGCCACCAAGAAGCACACCCGAGACGUCGGCCUGACUUUCCCCACUCCGACAUCCAGCCAGGCGAGGCUGCGGGAAGAUCCCGAGAGUGGGACGGAGGGCGAAUUUGCUCAGCUGGAUGGGUUCCUUCUGGAAAGCAAGGGCAAGCAGAGGAGGCAGCAUGGCAGGCUUCUUGCAGAGAAAAAGCCGAGGAGGAACAAGCCACGGUGGCGGCAAGGUCUCUGACAAGUGUUGCAUCUUUUGUGAAUGAGGAAGGACUCGCGUGGUCCUCCAGACUUUUGUCUGUUGUUGCUGUGGUGCCAUAAAAACCAGCAGUUAGGUGCACGUAGAGGAGAGCGCGCACACAUCAUAACAAAUAAAAGGUGGCUGUAAAACGCACCAUUGUACCCACACACCAGUAGAUUGAUAGGGAGUUACAUGUGCUACUGUUUCUUCUGUAGCCGAUUUCCCUGUCCUGCCCCUGUUGAUAGGCUUUGUUCACGGCUAUCCGCGGAAUGAAUCUUUGGUUUCACUAGGGAUGGGGAGUCGGACAAUUCUGACAAAGAGCCUCGGGGCAAGACAAAGGCAGACGAGCCUGCGUCAGCCUGCCUCUAGGAUGUGGCCAUAAGCAAAAAAUAAAUGAGAGUUCCAGGUUAACUUUUGCAAAUACAGUAGUACCUCAGGUUAAGUACUUAAUUCGUUCCGGAGGUCCGUUCUUAACCUGAAACUGUUCUUAACCUGAAGAACCACUUUAGCCUAUGGGGCCUCCUGCUGCUUCUGCGCCACCGGAGCACGAUUUCUGUUCUUAUUCUGAAGCAAAGUUCUUAACCCGAGGUACUAUUUCUGGGUUAGCGGAGUCUGUAACCUGAAGCAUCUGUAACCUGAAGCGUCUGUAACCCGAGGUACCACUGUAUGCUAUGUAGCUACUGCCCUUUGAUCAGAAGAGCAAGCAAAAUACAACACAGUCCCUGUCCGAAAGGGGUUCUUAACCCGAGGUACUAUUUCUGGGUUAGUAGAGUCUGUAACCUGAAGCGUAUGUAACCCAAGGUACCACUGUACAGGCAUACUUCGGGUUGAGCAUUUUCGGGUUGCGCUCUGUGGCGACCCGGAAGUAAUGGAACGCAUUACUUCCGAGUUUUGCCACAUGCACAGACGCACAAAAUGAUGUCACACGCAUGCACAGAAGUGGUGAAUCACGACUGGUGCAUGCGGGUUGUGUUCGCUUCAGGAUGCAAACGGGGCUCUGGAACGGAUUCCAUUCGCAUUCAGAAGUACCACUGUAAGUAAAUACAAUAUGGGGUGUGUGGGAUCCUAGUUCAUAUGUUCAUCUCCAAAACACUCUUGGUCUCAAAACUACCCAAAAGCAGGUAGAUUACAUUGCUUAAUCCAGGGGCGAGGAAUCUGUGGCCUACCAGAUGAUGUUGUGUUGCAGUUUGCAUAAUCCCAGGGAGUAGGGGAUUGGAGGGCCCCUGCCUUGCUUAAUCCAGGAAGUGCAGCUCAGCUUCAAAUUCCAAGAAAUUCUGAGGCUCACUUCCCCAGAGGCAUCUCUUGGGAGUACCCACCCCAACCCCAGAUCUCCUGCUUGGUUUUCUUUUGCAGUCACGCUGGCCCUGCAGAUACUGCUACUACCACAGUCUUAAACUUGUUUAGCACAACACAACAUGCUAGGCACAGGCCAGGAAGAAAAAGGGUUCUAUAUUACCCUGCCACAGGUUGCUCUUAUUUUGUUUUGUUUAUGCAAUAAUAAUUCACACCCCACAUCUUUGAAAGGGCUGUCAGCGCUGCAGGCAAAACAUGGAAACAUCAUAUCAUAUUAGAACAAUGAGGAAUAAAACAAAAAACAAUUCAGCAGCAAAACCACUUAUUUAACCUGCAAAAAAUAAAAUCAGGGAGAGAGUGCAGCCCUCAAAAGUUGGUUUAAAUGGUUGCCAAAAUACCCCCUGCCAAACCACCUGGGCCAGUGAAUUCCACAGCCUGGAUGCUUCAGUGGAAGAGGACCAAUCCUGUGCCCUUGUCCUCUGCACCUUCAAAGGCAGGACAUGCAGCAGGUCCUCACCUGGUGGCUGCUGUGUGCCAGUACAGAAGACAGGCCUUCAGACACCCCAAACAAUUUAAGGCUUUAAACGUGCUAAUAAAUUGGGACCAGAAGCAAACAGAUUUCAUUUCAUCAUCUGGAGAUCAGGGGAUUUUCUGCUAUCUGUCUCCUAAAGCUAUGAAAUAGCAGAUUAAAACUAUACAGAGCAAGAUGUUUUAAACAAACACUGCAUGAGGGGAAAAUAUUUGUUCCUCAGCUUUGACCACACGCUGACAGUAAAUCCAAUACCCUUUGUAUUUACUUUUCCAUACCUUGUUGGGUUUUUUUAUUUCUUAUUACUUCUGGUUUUAGACAAUGCAAAUCAUAGCCCAGUCAUUGUUUUUGGUGGUAUAAAGAAGGGAGGGGAAGAUUCUCAGAUGCAAGAGGAAAGAAUGACUAUAUGGUACUUCAAAAACCAGCAUGCACAUCAGGAGUCUCUGGUCACUGUGGCUUCUAGGGAGAGAGAUGGCAGGGAGGGUCAUCACUGUGUGGGCAUACCAGUGGGGGCACUGGGUUUCCUCUGCCAGAGUGUCUGCACAGCGACAAUCCCAACCCCCUUUCCCUCCCAGUAAGCUGCCGUGACACAAGAACCAGAAGCCCAAGGAUUCACCGCUGCUUCUCUCUGCCAUCUCCACCUCCCCAAGGAUUCUUUCAACAAAGAAAACAAAUGCUGAACCCUUCGGGUUACAAACGCUGCUAACCAGGAAGUGGUUGCUCCAGGUUAAGAACUUUGCCCCAGGAUAAUAAUGGAAAUCGCGCAGCAGGAGGCCCCAUUAGCAAAAGCAUGCCUCAGGUUAAGAACCGUUUCAGGGUUAAGAACGGACCUCUAGAACGAAUUAAGUUCUUAACCCAAGGUACCACUGUACUAAAAUGUUGACUUCCUCUCCUGGAUUGUUUGCUGCUUCCAUGCUUCUUCACUCUUUGUUCUGGGCCAUUUUAUCUUUGCUAAAUCCCUAAAUUUGGGGAGUGGCAUACAUUAUAUAUGCAACUGUGAUGUGCCUAUGUCUGCUCUGAGCAUCGUCCUGGACCUUUUACAGUUGCAGAGGACAGCCCAGAGCAAAAGGGGGCAACGGCGGAAGUAGCCCCCUGUUUUUGUGCCUUCCUGUCUUUUAUAAGUGAACUGCAGCGGGAAUGAACAGUUUACAUUCCUUUUUUUAAAAAGUGUUUUUCUUUCCCCUGCCCAGGAGUUUCCUGGUUUGUUUCGGCAAAGGAUUUGAAACCUGACUUCAAAAAGGGAAGCGGAUCCAGCUACGUUUCUGAUCCUGGUCCCUCCUGGUUUGAAGCCGUGCCUGACCCAAAGCCCUGGCGAGAGCCCCUCCGGGAGAAAAACUGGCAGGAGGAUCACAGCGAGCUGCAGGUGCGUCUGAUGGCUCCACCGAGAGACGUUGAGAAUAAGCCGCCCCCACCUUUUGUGAAAAUGACACUGCAGGUAAAAUCCAGGCUCUGCCUUGGACUGCUUGCCUGGCUUUGGCUGUCCCAUGUGCGAGUGCUUUGGUUGUCAGAUGAACUGAGCCACCCAUCAGUUUAACAGAUGCAGCAUGUGUGCCUCUGUGUGUAUAUCUAUGUGUCUGUCUGUGUGGCGUAGUGGUUAAGAGCGGUAGUCUCGUAAUCUGGUGAACUGGGUUCACGUCUCCACUCCUCCACAUGCCGCUGCUGGGUGACCUUGGGCCAGUCACACUUCUCUGAAGUCUCUCAGCCCCACUCACCUCACAGAGUGUUUGUUGUGGGGGAGGAAGGGAAAGGAGAAUGUUAGCCGCUUUGAGACUCCUUAGGGUAGUGAUAAAGCAGGAUAUCAAAUCCAAACUCUUGUCCCCUUCUCUCUUUAAAAUAUGUAAGGGCUGGACAGGAAUAGAAUAGAACAGCCUUUCUCAAUCUGUGGCUCCCCAGAUGAUGUUGGACUACAACUCCCAUCACCCCUAGCUAGCAAGGGAGGAUGGGAGUUGUAGUCCAACAACAUCUGGGGACCCACAGGUUGAGAACCGCUGGAAUAGAACCUACUUUGCCUUCCGUUCUACCCUUAUUCUAACUCUAAUGGCUCCAAGGGCCGGUCUUUUUCUGCCAGAUGGGGCCAUCCUUCUUUAGCAUAAACAUGGCAUGCGCCAGCAGGGAAAAGAUGGUGCUAACAACUGCUGGGCAGGUGGGGUUUGCACAGCCCCCACUGGUUCAGAUGAUGGAAUAGGGGAAAUGUAAAGCUGUUUGUCUGCAUUCACCAGUUUAUCCCUGCCUUCAAAUUCCAGUCCAAAUCGAACAGUUCUCACGCUUCCUGCGCUUGACAUUACGCUUCUGAUGGCAAGGGGGUUGUGAGGAUGGGGGAAGCGCUCUCAUCCUGCUUCCAUUGCGCUUUGGCAGAUCUGGCAGCCAGCAGGCUCUUGUGAAGCCCCCUCCCCAAGACUAAUAUUGAACCGUGUUAAUUUCCCCAUGUAUCCAUUUCAUUUACAGUCACCGAGAGGCCUCCCUCAUUGCACGGAGACUUCUUUUUGUCCCAAGUGCGCACUCCAACCAGCUUGUUUAAGCUUAAGUACUUAUCCCUUUUACAAAAAUGUAGCUACGCUUAUUCCCAGCCUGGUAUCUUUCCAAUUGGUUGUCCAAGAUCAAAGCAUUUGUUAACAAGACCCACAGAGAGAUCCCUUCGCCUUUUGUAGAUGCAAUAUUCUGUACAUUGCGUGCAUAAUUCUCUUCUUCUGAGGCAUGCUUUCAGUGCUUUGUUAAUGGGGUUAGCUAUUUUUGACAUUUCCUCAGCCUUAAGUGGAGCUUCUGAAGCAGCUCUUAUUUUUGUUUUCCAACUCAGGAGUCUCUUGCACUGCACCGUCCUGAUUUCAUCUCCAGCUCCGGGGAGCGUGUGAAGCGCCUCAAGCUAAUAAUGGAAGAAAGGAAACUGCAGAGCAUGCUCCAGGGCGAGAGAGAAGAAUUAUUUAAUGCUCGUGAAGAGAGAAGAAGUUUCCAUCUUCCUAACAGAGGUGCCUUCCUUAUUACAGACAUGGGUCGCAUGCCAAAGGAGGGGUGUUAUGCGUCUGGGAAAAGCUGGGCAAGGCCUUUGCUGCUGAAGAGGCAAGCCAUUGCUGAAGAGGCAAGCAGCUUGUCUCUCUAAGCUCCCUAUUGUUGUAAACAAAAAUAUGCCCUUUUCCCUUAUGGGGUAUCCAAGAGCCCAUAUAGAGUCCUUACAUAGGUUCCCUAUUGGUAGGAGAGAAUAACAGAGGCCAACCAGAGAAUAUUGAGAAGGAAAACAGCUAGUAAGCUUGAUCUUUAUUGAUCUGUUGCAACAGAGUGCUCCCCUCACCCACAGGAGAGAGGAGGAACCCAGAAAAAUGGCGCGCAAGGCCUUAUGAAGACUUUUGAAAUUCCCACCCUGUAGAUCAAGACCACCCCCAGAAACAUCAUACACACAUCACAGGAGGGGUGUAACCUAAGACCACCCCUCAGAUACAUCACACCUACAUCACAGAAAAGGCGGCCUUAAAACAGAAAUUUGAAUGUUGUUUUUCUCCUGUCGUUGUUUAUCUCCUGUCUGCCAGGUUACUUGAUUGGAUUGCCUGGGAAGCCUGGCUAGUCUUUUGUAGUGAUAAAUACUUAGUUCCUGGACCAGGUCACAGGCUCACACCCUAUUCAAACACAGACAUACCCUUAAGACAGGAUUUGUAAAGGAAAAGACAAUGGGGAGGCUUUUCCAUUUUCAUUUGACCUUGCAGAGAAAACAUUUGGUCAGUUUGGGACAGUUUGCAAAUCAAAAUGGUUCCAGGUUGGUCUUCCUGUGCUGAUCUAUGUAUGUGCUUGGUUGGUACACUUAUGAACAUUUAACAUAUAUCUAAGACCUCAAAGUUCCUAUCACACUAUGCAUCCCAGUUGUUGGGAAUCACACGUGGAGAGAGGGCUGUGGCCUUCCCAUUGCGGCAUCUGGUUCGCCACUGUGAUAACAGGAUGCUAGACUAGUCAGGCCACUGGCCUCAUCCAGCAAGGCUUUUCUUACAUCCUUCCAUUUGGCAGCGGAAACUGCCAUACCAGAAACAGCAAGCAGCCAGACUCUGUGUGCGCCGCUCGCUCCUACACAGUUAUAUCACAUCUUUGGACCAAGGCUGUCAUAUAUUUCCCUAGCAGCAAUGAUGGACACAUGUCGUGUCUCUCUGUAGGGCACGGCAUGGUGUAAGUAACCAGUUUUAUAUUCAGAAAAGGCUAAUGGGCAGUGUGCUGUAGGCUUGGAGAGCUGCCCUGUUUUAACCCCAAACAACUAAAAAUAGAUUCAACCUGUGACUGAGCAUUGCAUGGCCAUUUUUCUGCAGAGUGGCUGUUCAUAGACGAUUGUUGCCAUGGAUUUUUCUUUCUUUAGCAAAGCACAUUCUUGCGGUGGUAAAGGGUGUUAGAAAAGCAGCAAAGCUAGAGCAAGUGCCAUUUUUGCUCCACUUGCCCAGGGUAUGCUAAUUUUACUUAGCUAAUUACUUAGUUGCAAAAUCGUGAGGGGGGUGUGUGUGUGUGUAUGUAUGUAUAUAUUUGUAUUAUAGUAGUAGUUUUUAAAAAACAACAACAAACCACCAAGAGCAUUCCACCAGUUCGGAGCCAUCACUGAGAAGACCCUGGCCCUGGUGGAGGAUAGUCUGACUUCCUUAGGGCCUGGGACCUCUAAACUAUGAUUAUUCAUGGACCUUAAGAUCCUCUGCGGGGCAGACCAGGAGAGGCGGUCCCAUAAAUAUGAGGGCCCUAAGCUACAAAGGGCUUUAAAGGUCAAAACCAGCACCUUAAACCUGACCCUCUACGGCUUCUGUGGUCCAAAAAGGGUCAGGAGGGAGGAGCCCCCGUCUCCUGGUCAGAUUGGCACAAUGGUCUUUACAUCAGAGGAUGAAGCACAAGACCAGGGGUUGGCAACCUGCGUCCCAUGGGCCACAAGCGCCCCAUGGGGGUCAUUUAAACAGCCCACAAGCCACCCCCGAACUGAGCCGCCCACUCGGUGAGUCCCCGCGCACUGCGCUAAAACAGCGCAGAGCGGGGACUUGCUUCCACGGUGCCGGAAAUUGCGUCUGCGCAGACGCAAUCCAGCCCACAGAGCGAUCUCCGCAGGAGUGAACCAGCCCAGGUGAGGUAAACCUUGCUGACCCUUCACAAGACCUUGUUUCUGAGGACGGAUGUCUCUCCCAUGGCCCACUCUUAGCAUCACCAGAUCUUACGAGCUUCUAUCUUGGCACAGCAUCUUGGAGGAUGAGAUCAGUUGUCUGGCGCAUUAACGUUUUGAAUUGUGCUGUACUCAUCAUUUUUCCUGCUUUGUUUAGACUACAGGGCUAUGCAGAAGAGAAGAGCAAUUUCCAAGAAUGAAAUGGUUCAGAGAUCAAAACGGUAAGGCUGCUUUUGAUUGGAGGACAACCCUGUUAUAUUUUUGCAUAUGGAUAAACCUCACAUAUUUAUUUUCUAACGCGAGUUAGAAAAUGAACAAGGCACAAGAUUGGCCGUAGAUAUUGGGGCCUGAAAAUCCAAAGCACAUAAUUUCUCCACCCCUAAUUUACCUGGGGCACAACCCAGCAGAAAUGUCAUUCCCUGGAGGUGAAAGUGGCAGGCCUGGAGAAGUUAAAAGAGGCAGAGAGGUUGAUGGAUAGGGCCUUUGGGUUCAUGAGAGCUGCAUCCCACUCCCAGGAUGACAGCUCCCUCGCUGUGAUGGAAAAGGUCUUGGGGAAGUGUUAUGGGUAAGCAGUAUAGUAGACAAAUUUGCUGAUUGAUACCGAAGGACAGUUAAUAAUAGCAGAAUCCGAGAGCAUCCAAUGAAGCUGAUUGUUGGAAGAUUCACGACAGACGAAAGGAGGGAAUCAUUCACACAGCACAUUGUUAAAGUGCGGAACUCCCUCCCUCAAGAAUUAUCGAUGGCCACCAGCUUGGAUGGAUUAGAUAAAUUAAUGGACAAUAAGACUGACUAUGGCUGCUAGCCACCGUGGCCACGCCUGCCAGCGCCUGCCAACCUAGCAGUUCGAAAGCACUCCUGGGUGCAAGUAGAUAAAUAGGGACCGCUUACUAGCGGGAAGGUAAAUGGCGUUCCGUGUGCUGUGCUGGCUCGCCAGACGCAGCUUGUCACGCUGGCCACGUGACCCGGAAGUGUCUGCAGACAGCGCUGGCUCCCGGCCUAUAGAGUGAGAUGAGCGCACAACCCUAGAGUCUGUCAAGACUGGCCCGUACGGGCAGGGGUACCUUUACCUUUUUACCUUUACCAGCUUGGAUGGAUUAGAUAAAUUAAUGGACAAUAAGACUGACUAUGGCUGCUAGCCACCGUGGCGACGGUUUAGCUCAGGCAUAGGCAAACUCGGCCCUCCAGAUGUUUUGAGACUACAAUUCCCAUCAUCCCUGACCACUGGUCCUGCUAGCUGGGGAUGAUGGGAGUUGUAGUCCAAAAACAUCUGGAGGGCCGAGUUUCCCUCUGCCUGGUUUAGCUCCACUGUUGGAGGCAGGGUGCUUCUGAAUACCAGUUGCUAGAAAUUGCAUGUGGGGAGAGUGCUGCUGUGCUGGGGUCCUGUUUGUGUGGUUCCCAAAGGCUUCUGUUUGCCCACUGGCCUAGAUGGGCCUUUGGCUUAGUCCAUUAGAGCUGCUCACAGGCUAUCUUGAAAUGAACAGGAGAUGUGUAAAACACCUUUCUGCUGGCUUGUGCACCAUGGGUAAGACUAGUGAUGUUAAAUUCUUGAGCAUAAUCUUUUGGAGAAUAUUCUCGAUUAAUGAGAAUAUUAGCGAAUUUUCAUUUAAAUUAGGAGAAUAUUCAUUUUAAUGCAUUGAAAAUGAUAUAAUUAGUUAAUAUACAUGUUUAUUCAUGGGUAAACUUGUUCAGAUGGCAACCAAAAACUGUACAGAUACUUUUAUUCAAUGGGGUAAUGCAGUGAAUUCACAUUCUUUGAUUUUUUGCACCAAACUUGAAAUUGAAAAUUCAACGUGAAUGACUCAGGUUAAUCACUAAGCCUGCCACUAACCCGUAUAUUUACCAUCAACUUUGAAUUCUAAUUAUGUUGUGUAUGUAUGAAAUGUAGCUUUUAAAGUAAAAGGAAUUUUUAAAAAACACCUCAGGUCCACUACUUGAGUAUGUUCUUUUAAUAAGCAUAUCUACAUGAUACAGUAUGUUCAGUACAACACUAAUAAAAUCAAUAUAAAGUUUAAAACAAAGGCUAUCAUUUCCAGAAAAUAAAACACAAAUAAUCAGUAAUGACAAGUUUCAUAACAUCAGAAAUGCAAAGUACUAUCUGCUUAGACAAGUAAGGCAACACACAACAUAUUUAAAUUAUAACUGAUAAAUUGUCACAAGAAAGAAAUUUAUUUUAAAAAUAGGCUUUAAGUAACAAGUCUCAAAUGUUUAUAAAUUUAUAUUGAACUCCUCAAACAUUAUUCAUUUCUUACCCUGGCAAUAUCACAGCUGGACUUAUUAUUUACUAGAUUUUUUUAAAUGUGGGUUGUAAAACUGGUUCUUACAUUAGAAUUUACAGUUUGUGGAGAAUAUUCUCCAGAGAAUUUUCUAGCAGAGAAUAUUCUCGAGAAUAUUCUCAUUCUCAAGAAUAUUUUCCGGAGAAUAUUCUCACCUCAUCACAAGGUAAGACCUGUCUCUUAAUCUUCAGUGGUACCCUAAAUUAUCUCCGUGGGGCACACAUCUUGCCUUGUUCUGCAGUUAGGCCAUCUCUGGAUAUCUCUCCUGUGGGAACAAGAGUUACAGGAACAGAAAUCUUUCCAGCUUUGGCUAUACAUACAUUUUUAGCCAGGGUAUUUUAAUGCCUAAAGAAUAGGGAUUUGUUUAUGGUAUGUUGUAAAGCCUGAUCUUCUGUUCAGCAGUAAACUGGCUUUGACUUCGUUUGUUUAUUAAUGGCAGUUUUCCAAAUAUGUAUUAUGUGCAUAGGAGGGAGGGAUCAGACAGAUGAUCAGGUUACUGGAUUGUGGGGACAGAUGAAGUGGUGAGAACGUAAUCACCGAGGGACACAUCCUGUCUUUAUUCCAAAUGAGCUGUUUGUUUUACUCUUCUCUGCAAUAUUUAUCAGAACCCCCCCAGGGAAUGUUCAAGCAGAAAACUCUUCUUUCUUUCUAACAAGCUCAUUCCUUUAACUUCUAAAGGGGAUUUGAUAGAUACUUCAUUUUUGGAGCUGGGAAUCGGGGGGUGUAUUUUAAGGAACGCGCUGGGAGUGAUUCACAGCCGUUCUCCUGCGUAAGCGUAAUUACUCUUUAUUCUGCUUCUGCAACCGUUCAACCAUCAUUUUGCUUUUCCUGCAAUCUUUACCGAGUUCUUUGCCGUCAUUCCUUUCUCUUGGGCAGGGGGCCUUGGGAGAUGUCGGAGCUUGAAGCACAGCUCUCUUUGCACAUCUGUCCCGUGCGAUGAACCACCAGGGCUCUCUCUGACUUACGGCAUCUUCUCACUAGGACAAACUAUGAAAGCUUUCUGGGAAAGGCUGGGAAUUUGUCUGGGUAAAAGUAACCCUUUCCUAGCUUUGACUCCUUGGCUUGUCCUCCCAGGUCUGCCCUCCACCUUGACUGUUGACUCCUGGCUCCCAGCUCCCACUGGACAGCUGCUAACAGCUGGAAUCCUGGCUGUUGCUAGAGCCCUGUGAAGCAAUCGUAGCUGUCAGCUGUCUUUACGGGGCCUAUGGGCUUAGGAACCUUGCCCAUCCUGAUUCAAAACCAACACCCUUUGAAAUGUUCAGUUUUUGUGGGUGGAGGGUGGCAGUUCAGGUCCAGUCCCUGGCUAGAAAUCCUGUAAAUCUAGGUUUCAAUCCUGUUACAGCCCUUGUGCCUUGUAGCCCAGUCCAGCCUUGUGCAGGUCUACAGUCUUGUCCCUGACAUCCUUCGACAGUUCUUUGGUCUUGGUCAUGGUGGCUACUUUGGAAUCUGCUGGAUUGAUUGCUUCUGUUGACAGGUGUCUUUUGUACAGGUACUGUAACAAGCUGGGAUAACAGGUAAGACCUCUCCCUUACAGCAGGUGCUGCUUAUCUCAGCUCGUUACAUACAGUGAAGAUACCAGGUAGCAUGACAUCUGGCUGGUUGAGAGGGGAUCAGAUAUUUCUUUCACUCAUUAUAAUGCACAUCAAUAUCUGACUUUUGUCUUCUGGCUUUCUGGGGGUUUUCUGUUGUUAUUCUGUCUCUCACAGCUACAAUAAAGCUACCAUUAAAAUUAUGGACUGGUCAUUUCUUUGUCAGAGGGCAAAUGGGCAAAUUUAGCAGGGGAUCAAAUACUUUCCCCCCUCACUGUAAAUGAGCCAAAUAAGGAAUUCUGUAGAAUGGUCUGGGGCCGUUUCUUAGAGCAGGACAACCCUUGCCACUCUUCUUUGUCAUACACUUUGUGUCUGGUUUCUGUGAGGCUAGCAAGCCUGAUCAGUUGGAAAACCACAACUGAGAGAGGUCAGUUGUUGCAAUUUGAGCCCACAGCAGGUCCUGAAUCUGGGAUUUGUCAAAAAACUUUCAGCCUUGCGCUGGCCAAAGAAGAGCAGUCAGGCUCAAAAGAGUCUUUUAAUCAGUUUUAUGCUUCAGCAGAUCACCUGAGAUCCAGCAGGUCAGGCCUGUGUUUCGGCCCCAAGUACCAAAGAGAUCACCUUGGCUCUCUUGCUUCUCCACAUAACCCUCUUGCUUCUCUAUAUAACCCUGCACUCACUCAGCAGUGCAAUGGCUGAUUCAUUUGGGAGCGAUUUCUUUAGAGUAAUCCCUUCAUUUUAUUUUUGCUCUCUUAGCAUCUAUGAGCAGCUGCCUGAGGUGCGAAAAAGACGGGAAGAAGAAAAGAGAAAAUCCGACUAUUCUACAAAUCGUUUGAAGGCUCAGCUUUAUAAAAUGGUAGGUGCUUUGAUUUGGUUUAAUAUUUGUGCUGCUCUUCCAACAGCUAAUGUCGAGCUCAAAGCGGCACGCAGUAAUCACGGUAGAAUUAAAACAACAGUCAAACGCAGUAGCAUAUAAAUAAAGCAAACAACAGCUGCAAGACAAUUAAUACAAUUCCGUAAAGUCAUAGUAACUCAUUGUCCUGCUGAGAUACUUUCCCCAGCCCCCCCUUGUUUCCACAACAGCCCAGUCUUGUCCAAGUGUCCUUUGGAGAGCAAGAGAGUUAAGGGAAGUUCAUUGCAUUGGGAUAAACAGAAUUUCCCCAGUGAUCAGAUGGUCACAAUGAACUGUUUCCUGCAGUUUCCAUCUAAAGAUCUUGAAUUGCUGCCCAGAUUAGCUACAUGCAUCAAAUAUAACGACCUUCCCCCUGCCCCAGUCCCUAAAAUCUGUAGAGACGCCAAAAGCAGCCACAGCAAAUUUGUUGGAAUGAAGAGUGCUCUUGUUCUGGGGGCCACUGAGAUCCAGAUGGGCCGCCAAAGGCCUGGUGGAACAACUCUGUCUUGCAGGCCCUGUGGAAAGAUGUCAAGUCCCGUAGGGCCCUAGUCUCUUGGGACAGAGUGUUCCACCAGAUCGGAGCCACAGCCGAAAAAGCCCUGGCUCUAGCUGAGGCCAGCCUAACCUCUCUGUGGCCUGGGACCUUCAAGAUGUUUUUAUUUGAAGACCGUAAGUUUUUCUGUGUGGCAUACCAGGAGAGGCGGUCCCGUAGGUAUGAGGGUCCUAGGCCGUAUAGGGCUUUAAAGGUUAAAACCAGCACCUUAAACCUGACCCUGUACUUCACCGGGAGCCAGUGCAGCUGGUAUAGCACCGGGUGAAUGUGAUCUCGCAGCGAGGACCCUGUAAGGAGUCUCGCUGCAGCAUUCUGCACCCGCUGGAGUUUCUGGGUCAGUCUCAAGGGCAGCCCCACGUAGAGCGAGUUACAAUAAUCCAGUCAUUUUGGAUUACAAAAAUUACAAUAAUUUUGGCAGACAAGAGGCUCUCUUGCAAUGCCCUGCAAUGCCACUUUUCAUCCCUCCAUAUACCGCCCGGGUCAACAAAACAAGCACUCAUUUAAAAGGUGAUGUUGCCUGGGAGGGGCAGAGGGAGGGAAACUGCCCAGGUAUGCUGCUGCCAUGCGCCAGUGCAAUCAGGAACGCCUGGCUUCUGCACAUGAACAUGUGUAGUUGCUUCCUCCUAAGUUGAACCGGUUGCAGUGCCAUCUGCAUAAAGGGACGCGGGUGGCGCUGUGGUCUAAACCACUGAGCCUCUUGGGCUUGCCCCGCGACGGGGUGAGCUCCUGUUGCUCUGUCCCUGCUCCUGCCAACCUAGCAGUUCGAAAGCACACCAGUGCAAGUAGAUAAAUAGGUACUGCUCUGACGGGAAGGUAAACGGCGUUUCCGUGAGCUCUGGUUUCCGUCACGGUGUUCCGUUGCGCCAGAAGCGGUUUAGUCCUGCUGGCCACAUGACCUGGAAAGCUGUCUGUGGACAAACGCCGGCUCCCUUGACCUGAAAGCAAGAUGAGCACCCCAACCUCAUAGUCGCCUUUCACUGGACUUAACCAUCCAGGGGUCCUUUACCAGUGCCAUCUACUCUGACCGGCAACAGCUCUCUUUAAGAUCCCCAGCUGAAGCCUUUUCUGACUCUCCUACCUAAAACGCUUUGAACGAUUCUGGGAUUGAACCUAGUUCUUAUAACAUGUGCUCUACCACUGAACUACAUCUUUCCCUUUAAACAUUUGAAGCUGCAGUACAAGGAAGGUGGACAUUGGUCCAUCUAGUCUACUCUUCUCUGGCCAGUGAUGGCUCUGCUAAGGGCUGGGGGGCAGAGAGUCUCCCCCAACCCCCAGUCCUACUUCCUUUUAACUGAAGUCAUCAGAGAUUGAACCGGAGACCUUCAGCAUGCUAAUCCUGCAGCCUUUCCAGGCUUUAAAUAGAAAAUAAUAAUAAUAAUAAUAAUAAUAAUAAUAAUAAUAAUAAUAAUUUAUACCCCGCCCUCCCCAGUCAAGACUGGGCUCAGGGCAGCUAACACCAAAUAUAAAAACAAUUGAUUGAAAUACAGCUUAAAAAACAAGAUUAAAAUACAACAUAAAAACAUUAAAAUGCAGCCUCAUUUCAGUGGAAACUCAAAUCAAAAACUUUUGGGGGGAUGAAAACGUCAAGUCUUCACCAAGGCUAACUAUCCAGACUGGUCCUACAUGGGCCAGAAAAAAGCCAGGGAAGUUAGAAUAUUUAUUUUAAAAAUAAAAACGGAGGGGCAGGGUUGGGAUCUCUUAUAUCAGGGGGUGUGUCAAGCUUGUGGGGCUCCCAGUUGUCAUUAGAUUACAGUUUCCUUCAUCCUUGUCCAUUGGCCAUGCUGGCUGCUGGGCCAAUGGGAAUUGGAGCAUAACAACAUCUGGAGAACCCCCACACAAACCUGCCCUAUAGGUUUGCAUUGACGGCGUUUGAUGCCCCAAGUAGAUUCCUAAAGUAGCUUGGAGGGUAAGAAGCCAUAACGGAUCUUGUAGGGACAAGGUUCCUGGAGAAAGCUCUUCUCACGGCCCGGGAUUUAAUGAUGCGUUCAGCAAAGCGGCUGCAUGUUAACUGUUCCCGUACAUAAAAUGCAAUUUGCAACGCAGAAAAGGUCCAUAAAUGCUCAGCGUAAGCAUCUCGGUAGCUGGCAAUCCCUCACUUUUAUGAAAUCGCGUUAUGGGCCCCCAUAAAUGCAAGUUUUGCACUGCAAUUUAAUACAAACAAAAUAAAAACGGCAUUGUUGACCUUCUUGCCUCUGCUGCUGGCACAGGGAGUGGACUGGGAAGAAUGUCAAAGCAGAACUGAUUGAACUUUCCUUGCUGUUUGCUUGUGUGUGUGUGUGUGUGUGUUUGGUUUUGGGAGGGAGAAUUGAGGUCGUUAUUAAGAGUGCUGUGAAUAUUUAAUUACUAAUUAAUUUAUAAAUUUCGGUGCAGCCCUUUGUUCAGUGAUCACAAGGCAGUUUACAAUAUAAUCACAGGGCGGUUUGCAAUAUAACAUUAGGGAAAGCCCAUGGGCUUCUUCCCAUUGCACGUGAAGUCCUUCCACAAGCCAGAAGCCCAGUGAACACAACAGAGUGCAGGUGAAGCUCUAAAUCAAGACCUCACUAAAUCCUGACCAGGUGUGCACCCUGGACUAAAAUAUUCUAUAUCCAGUGGAGUUACACCCACCAGAACAAUGCUGUGAAUUUUGUAAAUAAAAAAAGACCAGCCUUUAUCAACAGACCCCACCCCCCAGCCUGUAUUUUAACAUGCGUUUAAAUUAAAGUGUCAUCAGAACGUCUCGUUAAGAACCAACAUUUGCAAGGAAUCAGUCUUUUAAUGUGGCAGGUGACUCCCUGCGUGUUAACAUCAAGCAGGCGUUUUUUCUGCACUAUUUGACACCACCAAAAAAAAGAUUCUGUUUCAGCAAGCCAUGGUAAACCACCAAAGUUGGAAAAACAGGGGGGAAAUAUAGUUGUGAAUUUGACUUUUUGCCACAGGGCGGCACUGCAGUAAACAUAAUGAAAUGGCCACAGAUUCAAAGCCUGCAGCGUCCCACCAUGGCAAUGAGGGCCAGCAAUUCAUAGCUUUAAAAAACCAAAUUCUUCUAGGGCAGCACAAGCCGAAAUGGCUCUUUGGACCCUGGCCUUUUUUGUUGACUGUGUUUUAACCGCUUUGAUAAUUUCUCCAAAAGCUAGUUGUCCAUGCUGCCGGAGGCAGUAUGCUUCUGAAUACAGUGGUGCCUCGCAAGACGAAAUUAAUCUGUUCCGCGAGUCUCUUCGUCUUGCGGUUUUUUCGUCUUGCGAAGCACGGCUAUUAGCGGCUAUUAGCGGCUUAGCGGCUUUAAGAAAAAGGAAACAAACUCGCAAGAACUCGCAAGACGUUUCGUCUUGCGAAGCAAGCCCAUAGGGAAAUUCAUCUUGUGGAACGACUCAAAAAACGGAAAACUCUUUCGUCUUGCGUGUUUUUCGUCUUGCGAGGCAUUCAUCUUGCGAGGCACCACUGUACAAUUUGUUGGGAAUUGUGCUGGUCCCGUGGGUUACCCGAGAGGCGAGGUCCAAGUCUGGUCCGUGGUCAAAGGUGCAACGGGAAGGCAGUCCGUAGUAGCUGAAGCUGGGUGCAGGGCGGGGAGUCGGGUGAAGUCAGGAACAGGCUUGCAAGCAGGGAGCCAGGGCAGGUCAGGAGCUCCGGCACGAAAGCAGGACAGGGUUCAGGCAGGAACUAGCCACCAACAAUGUUCCUCCUGCAACUUGGGACUGGGGCUGGCCGGCUUUUAUCUGCCCCGAGGCAUAGGGCGGCCCCGAUCCUCAGGUGACUCGCCUCUCCUGGCCUGGAGGCGAGCACUCCUCCUGCGUGAACUUAGUUCCCUCUGCCUCUCUGCCCUGAGCCUCUGCAGCUCAGGAGAGGCUGGAGGGUUCCCGGACCCAGAGGCAACCUCAGCUUCCUAUGACGGGGCUGAGAGUGGAGCACCUGCAGGCAGUGGGUCCUCCAUCACCUCAGGAGCCAGAGCAGACUCAACUGGUGCCUGCACCUGAGGAUCCAGCACAGGUGAGGACCCUUCAGGCUCAGGCCCCAGCCCUGGUUCAGCUGGUUCUGGAGGCGGGGACUCCUGUGCAGGCUGGGAUCCCUCAGGUUCAGCAUCCGAGUCCGAAUCCCAGGCCAUCACAGGAAUCACAAUUGGGAGAGUGUUGUUGCUUUCAGGUCCUGCUUGCAGGCCUUCCCAUAGACAUCUGGUUAGCCACUGUGAGAGCAGAGUGCUGGGCUAGAAGGACUUUUGGACUGAACCCCAGAAGCUGGGCUCUUGUCACGUCCAUAAUUUCCUGUGCUACACCUUUUUUCGGCUCUCUCCCAUCCUCUCAAGGCUUCCGUUUCCACGGCACAGGAUGGGUGGGCAGAGGAUGGGUGGGCUUGGUGACAGUAGGAGGUUUGCCGUCUCUGCAUGGGUAUCAUUAUGGCAUCGCAGUGAUGAUAAGCCUAACAGAUUUAUCGUUUUCUUUCUCCGCAGAAAGUCACCAACCAUAUUUUGGGAAGAAAAGUACCUUGGGAGUGAUGUCGAAAACAAGCAAGCAACCUUUUAUUUCAAUAAAACCUAUCACACCUACUGAAUAUUUCACCACCUUCCCUGUUUGAGAUGAAAAGUGUGUGAACAGAUUACUCGGGUGGUUUUUCCAAUUAUGCAAAAGAGGUUUCAUUAAUGUUAAUUAGUAUUUUGAGGUGUCCUUCCUAGCAUAAUCUGACUGCUUCUACAUAUUUUGAAUCUCAAGAGGAUUAAAAACAGGUUUCCGAUAAAUAAUUGACUUUUAGUAGUGUGCAUUUACUCUCCGAGAUCAUAGUAGCUUAGAAUUAAUUUAUCAGAACAAUGCAAUCAGUGGGUUUUGUUUGUUUGUAUAUGUGUGUGUGUGGUUGUUUGUUAAUUUAUUUGAUACUUGAAUUUUGGGGUGUUUUGUACUUUUUUAUAGUUGAGUUGCUCCCCUGUAUCUUUCUUUUUCUACUACUGAAAAAAUUAAAUAUCUGAAGACUCUUCCAGU
Messenger RNA from Podarcis lilfordi (Lilford's wall lizard), 71545 nucleotides. The record is from the annotation of a GenBank genome assembly. NCBI's taxonomy places the organism in Eukaryota, Metazoa, Chordata, Lepidosauria, Squamata, Lacertidae.